GAGCCUUUGAGAAUUGUUGGAGAGAGAACAAGUGAGGUCCCUACAGACUGGAGGCGAACAAAUGUCCCCAUCUUCAAAAAGGGGGGAAAGGAAGACCCAGGUAACUAUGAACCGGUGAGCUUGACAUUGAUACCAUUAAUCCUAGAACACAUAAUUCAACAGUUGGUCUGUGAGCAUUUGGAAAAGGAUGCUGUGAUUACUAAGAUCCACCAUGGUUCUCAAAACCAAGUCAUGCCAGACCAAUCUGAUUUCUUUUUUUGAUGGAAUUACAAACUUGGUGGAUCAGGGAAAUGCUGUGGACAUAGUGUAUCUUGAUUUCAGUAAGGCAUUUGACAAGGUCCCCCAUUUAUUCUUGUGAGGAAACUGAUAAAAUGUGGGUUGAACAAGGUAACUGUUAGGUGGAUUCAUAGCUGGUUGACUGACCAAACCCAAAAAGUACUCAUUAAUGGUUCCUCAUCAUCUUAGAAAAAAAGCGAGAAGUGGGGUGUCGGAGGUUCUGUCCUGGGCCCGUUGUUAUUCAACAUCUUUAUAAAUGACUUGGAUGAAGAAAUUGACAGGAUGCUCAUCCAAUUUGCUGACGGUAACAAACUGGGAGGGGUCGCUAAUGCUGCAGAAGACAGAAUCAGAAUUCAAAAUGAACUUAACAGAUUGGAGAACUGGGCGCAAGCAAACAAAAUGAAUUUCAAUAUGGACAAAUUUAAGGUUCUGCACUUAUGCAGGAAGAACCAGCUGCACAAAUAUAGGUUGGGGGACACCUGGGUUACUAGCAGUACAUGUGAAAAGGAUCUAGGGGUCUUGGUGGACCACAAGCUUAGCAUGUGUCAACAGUGUGAUGCAGCACCAAAGAAAGCUAAUGCUAUUCUGGGCUGCAUCAAGAGAAGUACCGGUAUAGUGUCCAAGGGACCACUCUAUUCUGCCUUGGUCAGACCACUCCUGGAAUACUGUGUCCAAUUCUGGGCACCACAAUUUAAGAAGGAUGUUGACAAGCUGGAACGUGUGCAGAGUAACCAAGAUGAUCAAGGGUCUGGAAACUAAGCCUUACGAGCAGCGCUUGAAGGAGCUGGGUAUGUUUAGCCUGGAAAAGAGGAGACUGAGAGGAGAUAUGAUAACCAUCUUCAAAUAUCUUUAGGGCUGCCACAUGGAAGAGGUAGCAAGCUUGUUUUCUCCUGCUCUGGAGGGAGGAUUAGGAGAUUCGAACCAAUGGCUUCAAGAAAGGAGAUUCCAGCUAAACGUUCGGAAAAAAUCUUUCUGACAGUAAAAGCUGUUCAGCAGUAGAACAGACUCCCACGAGAGGUGGUGGAGUCUCCUUCCUUGGAGGUUUUUAAGCAGAGGUCAUCUGUCAUAGAUGCUUUAGCUGAGAUUCCUGCAUGGGGGGGGGGGGGUUGACUAGAUGACUCUCGUGAUUCCUUUCCAACUCUACAAUUCUAUGAUUUAUCGUGUUUGGGAACGGUCCUUCCUCACGGGCAUGUUUUGAAGAGCUGUUCCCAAGUGCACAAACCCAUGUAGGAACAGGAAUCGCUAUACAUGUGUUUCCCUAUGCGUGUUUACGCGGGUCCCAUUGGGUCCAGUAGUACUUAAAUCGCUUAGCUUAGUCUAGGCGGGCGGUUAGGCUUUGUCCCUGACCUGGACCGGGACCCCCGGAGCUGAAGGGAGCAGCUACCAGGCACCAGUGGCUCUCCCGUGCUUUUUUUUUUACCUCAGCGCCAUGGCCUCACGGCUCGCCUCACCACAAUUGGGGAAGUACAAGCGAUUGCAGGCGUCUUCUUGCCGCACGCGGUGACGUAGGCACGCCCGUUUGACGGGAGCUUUCUCUUUUUAAACGAUUGGCCGAAAAUGAGACUUGCGCGGCACUAAUUGGUUGACAGGGAAGGGAAGGGCGGAACCGGGAGCGCUCGGUGGCUGCGGUGGUUUAUGCUGGACGGCGGUGGGGCGGGGGGAGGGGCAGCGCAGUUAUUGUCUGAGGCUUUGGGGCCUCGGCGCUUGUAGGGAGCCGCUGGCGGUUAGGCCGGGCGGCCUUUUAAUUCCGCCCCGCGCCCUCCUCCGCGGGUCCUUCCUUCCCAAUUCGGAGCCGAGCGGGUUCCUCAGCUGCCCGUGUGGACGAGGUCCUCAAGCCGGGUCUCGUCUACGCUGCCGCCGCCCAACAUUUCCUCCGAGAACAGCGCCGGAAAAGGAGCUCUUUUUAAAAAAAGACAUAUUCUGGUCCCUCAUGGGCCGUGUGUGUGUGUGUGUGUGUGUGAGGUAUUUUUUUUUGUCACCCUUCUACACACACACACACACCGUCCUUCAGACGGCCGGCCUUUAUUUAUCUAUUUUAGGCUGAGGUGAAAAGCUCAAACGUGAAAUAAAACGUCCGUGGCCCUCAGCUCCAGCUAUAGAGACAGGAAAGGGCGGGGGGGGUAUUACGCGCGUGGCCGUGGGCGCGCGCGUGCGCGCUGGACGUUUGAAGGGAGGAGGGACAAGGGAGGAGAGCCUGCGGUGUGAGUGUUCGCGCGGGCGCGCGGCCCACAAAGCGAAAGAGUGUGUGUGAGAGAGAGGGGAGAGAAAAAAAAAAGGGGGGGAAUUGUUCGUUGUGUGGAUGCGCGCGCGCGUAUUAGCGUGAGGGCAACCUUGGGGGCCCGUCGGACUGCGCGUGCGUGUGUGUGUGUGAGGGCGCGCGGGCGCGCGCGCUGGGUGGGAAAAGGAUCUUUCUCUGUGUGGGAAGGAACACCCCCCCACCCCCCAUACACACACGCCGCCCGCCCCCUCCCAAAUCUGCGGUGCAUGAGAGAAGCGUGUGUGUGCGUGCGCGCGCCUGCAGCCCUGUGCCGGCCGCGGGUGGCUUCCCUCUCCCCUCCCCCCACUUUUCUUUUGGGGGAAAAAAAGGCUUUUGUAGAUAUAUAUAUAUUUAUAAUUAUUUAUACUGAGGUGAGGGCCAAAAAAUGGCAAAAUCAGGAGGAGGUGGUGGAGGAGGAGGAGGAGGUGGCGGCGGCGGCGGAGGAGGAGGAGGAGGAGGAGGCGGCGGCGGCAGCGGGGGUUUAACCUGGGUGGUAAGUUGCCUUGGCAUUUUCUUUCGAUUUCUCUUCCCUUCUCGGCGGUGUUGCUUUCCUUUAACAGGCUUGGCUUGAAAUGGGAGGCGGAAGGCCUCGGGGAAAAUAAUGGAGGAGCGGCGAAGAUGCUUGCAGGGAUGGAGAAUGGGGAUGCAGAGAGAAAGGGAGAAGGGGGAGGACUAGGCUGCUUCCAGGGUGGAAAGUACAGGGUUGGGUGUUUGCUGAUUCUGGCGAGGGAAUGGGAGCCCUUGGCUUUGCUGCUAUGGGACCUUCACUUGCUGGCUUUUGGGGGGGGGGGACGGGUGUGUGGCCUGCCAGGGGUUCGCAGAGUUAAAGGGGGGGUUAUGUGGCACCCACUUGUGUUACUGACUCUUACUCAGUGUGCUUCUUGAGUACACAUGGCUAUUUUGUUUCUGUUGAUCAGUUGAUAAGAAGAGGGGUCUCCCCACCCCGCAAUCCCUGCAGAGUGGAAAGGUUGAAACAGUUUUUAAGGCCUCUUAGAUUUGUUUCGCGUCUAGCCAAAGCAUUGAACUAGCAGGCUGAAAGUGAACCGUCUCUCUAGCUGGGCCACUGCAGAAUUCACACCUGAACUAGUAAUAAGGAUUUGGGAUUUAUCAGUUUUCUGAAAACUGGGGUCCUUAUGUGCAAGUACCUUUAGCUCCAUCCCUACACAAAAUAGGUAAAUUAUGAGAGGAUCAGCUUUUGGAUCUUGAUAUAAAAAUACAGUGAGUAUUCUGCUGGGGAAAAUUUAGUGGGAAAGGGAGAGUUAAGUGGUCAUGAAGCCAUAGGAUGGGUUUUUUAAGAUUAGAGGUUGUGAUAUGCUGUUUCUGGCCCAGUUGAAAGAAAUCCCAUUUGGAAAGACCCCAGGAGGGAGCAGAUAGCUGAAUGGAUACAGUUCCCCAAUCAGUGAUUUACUUCUAUUUCUCUUGUUCAGCAGAGAGUUCAAACCAGGGUCACUUCCUUAAUGUAACUGGCAAGAAAAGGCAACACAGCACAAUGGUGUAAAGGAGCAGUUUUCUUCAACGGGCUUGCUGCUACUCUAGAGCUUCAUUUAGUAUUACAAUGUUACUACCCUAACUUCAUUAGGACUCUUGCUCUGAAAACAAAAAUAUUUCCAUUCCACUUUUAAGUCAGGUGUCCUGUAAAGGAAAGACAAUGUUGCUAUUCUUUAUAAAUUGAAAAGUGGCAAAUUCUAUGUGUGUCCCAGGAUGCCUAUUUUUAGGUACAUAGUGGCAGCCACGCUUUAAAAAUAAGGCACCAGGCAACUCGUGGAAUAUUGCAAUCGUUGCUGACAAGUAGGCUAUGUUUCUAUAACCAGGAGGGCAAACUAUUCCCUGUUCUUCUGUUGUACUUGCUGGAGGAACAGUUGACAUGUGCAAAGAGCAGAACAGAUGUUAAUGUAAAUGUCCCAGUUUGCUUUGUCAAGCUGUAGACUGGACUGUAUGAGUGGAUUUGUGAGCAGGGAUGGUCUUCACCUUGCUACUUCAUAUAGCAGUGGUACCCACCUUCUGAUGAGCAGAUUGACUUGAUGAUAGAUAUGCCUACUUGCCAUUUGAAACAGUUAGUCGAUCUCAUAGAUCUAUCAGAUGCACUUGCAGGUGCAUGUAUCCAGCCAGUGGAAAGUUUUGAGGGAAUGUCAUUCUUAAGUGCUUUCUAGUCUUGCUUCUUUAAUAAAUUAACUUUGAAAGUGGAGCUAUAAUAAGGGUCACUAUUUGGGAUGAUAUAUUAACUCCACUAACUUUUAAAAAAAUAUGUCCAGAAAUGCAAAUUGAGCAAAACAUUUAGUAUGGACACAAUGGCAUUAGUGUUCCAGCUAAAGUCCCAACUAUCUUUGAACUUGCACUUUGAAUUUAGUAGUUGAGGGCUGGGAUUAUUUCAUUUGUGAUGCAAGAGCACUAAAUCAUUUUCCUAAAAAGUAUUGCUAUUUGUAUAUUGUGUGUAUAGUUGUAAUUGUCUGCUACUUCCAUGGUCCUUGUUCUUUCGGCUUUCAAAGUGAUCUUUCAUUGCUUUACAAUAUUUGUAUUAAAAUUGUGAUUCUGCGUGUAUAAAAAUUGCCAAGGCCUCAAACACUAGACAUAGUGAGCUCUCUGCUAAAGGAAGAAUUCAUGUUCAAAGGUGUCUUUGACAGAUUAUUACUAUUUAUUGUGACUACAUUUCAGAGUUAAACUAGUACAUGCGUCCUUGGCAGAUAAUGCCUUUUGGAAUUUCUUAUGGAUAACACCAUUAAACAGUGGAGUUAGGCUCCUUAAAUGGAACUCGCCCCCCCCCCCAAAAAAAAUUGUGUAUACCCGUUAAAUAUGUUUUGAUAUUAGUAUAAUAACUUAAUUACUGGUACAUUUUAAAAAAAAUAAAUUAUACCCUCAAAACUUUUCUGAAUAAAUUGUGGAAGUUGAGUAAACUGUUUCUUUUCAAUAAAUAUUAAAGUUAAAACUGGAAUUGAUUCACAGUGAUUUUCCCCAUUGUGAGUACUGGAUGUAACGAUCCAAGGGGAGGUAUCUGCUCUAAUCUAUUUUGUAUCUUUGCCAAUUUACAGUGUAUUAAAGAAGUUGGGGAGACUGUAUCUGUAAAAGGAAUAUACAGACCUUAAGUACAUUAACUUUACGUACAUAAACAUUAGCUUUUCUAGCCAAACUUUUUUGUCAUAACAAAAACCCCUUAAGCAAGGAGAUUGGUACACAGCUAGAACUUUUAUUAUGCUUCCUGUGCAAGACCUCAUUUUCUGCCCUCUCACGUUGAAUUUUUCUGCACAUCAUGCCAGUAAUACAUCUUGGAAUGGCACAUUCCUAGAAUGCAGAACCAGAGCAAAUACGCAUAUAGUCAUGGUAGAUUUGAUCCAUGCGGCUUCUUAUAGAAAGGAAAGAAAAAAAAGAAAUGUAAAUGAAAUAUUAAGACUUCAUCCAUUUUUGCUCAGAGGUUAAAAGAAUGAAAUAAUUGGCUUGUAUUUAUGUAUGUAGCACUAAAACUUGGCUUAGUGCUAUGUUUGAGCCUUGACUUGUAUGCUCCCCUCUGCUCCCCUCCCACAUGGUCUGAUGGAAUUCUAUACAAGUUUUACUUUCCACAAAUCCUGGCUUGUUAGUGUAGCAGCCCAAUAGGCAAUGAUUUAAAACAAAUUUUGGUUUAUCAAGCCAGCUUCAUGACGGGUUUGAAAUUGUUUUGUUUAGAAACCUAUCAGUAUUUAUUUUAAACCAUGAUACUUAGUUCAGAUACCUAAAAGCCAGGUUGCAUGGAAACUUAAAGUAAACACUAAAAAUCUCAUGGGGCGUGCAUGUGUCUUCAGGCUUUUUCCAGCUCAUGCACAUAGCACUAAACCAUGGGUUAGUGUUACAUGUGUACUAUCCAUCUAUCCAUCUUUUGCUGGCCAUACAUUUGCUUGCUUGAAAUCACACUGACAUUCGAAAAGCUUGUAUCUAUUACUAUGCUCAAGUGACACAUACAAACAAUACAGCUGACAUGCAGACCAAGUCCAAAACUGCAUUUAAUUUAUGAAGUGGUGGAACAAAUGCAGCCUUAAUUCCCAUAGCUACUGGCAGCUGAAGAUGGUCUAAUACUUUCUUCUUGCAAGCAUAUAUAACAGGUGACAUCUGUGCCCAAAGAGAUGUAUAGGGCUGCAAAUAUUUAAAUGUUUCCAUCUGUGAUUAGUUGUUGAUCAAGGAGAUAAUACAGAGAAUGUGUAACUGUUAAAGCUGAGAACCUGAUCUGGACCAUCUGUUCCAUAGUUUUGUAAAAUAAUAUGGUUCGUGUGUACGUAAAGAAACAUCACUUUAAGAUAUUACAAGACAGCUUCUCUUCUGAUGGAGUUGUAAAGUGUUUGAAUCAUGAACAUCAGAAUAUUUUAUACCCUAUGUACUUAUGACCUUAAAGACCUUUUACUAGGAACUAAUAAAAGGUGGUUUCUUUAAAGGUAAUGAUAAGUGUGUCAUAAUUUGGGAACAAACCAACUAUUCUGUCAACUUAUGAGUAGAAGCCUUUCCUGUCCCCCGCCAAUUUAACACAUUUACAUCUUGGAUCUAUGUAUGCUGACUUAGGAGUAAGUCCCAAGUCAUAGGAUUGCAACCUUAACCUUUGUGAAUUAAAACCCAACAUUACCAUUAGUACUGUACUCAUUGGUUUGGUGUGUUUUUUUAAAGUGCUAUUUUGGUGUUCUUGGACAAUGAGAAGUAGGAAAAGUGAGGCAGCAGCUGUAGUUCAUUUAAAAAAAUUUAAACCUCAUAGUAGAGACUUCAGUGCAGUUUAAAAUAUAUCUUUGACCACACCUCCAAUAAAUAGUUGAAAAAGGCACAAUGCUUUAAAGGCAUAAAAGCUGUGUCUGAUCUGGAAUCUCACAAGACUGCUGAAAUAAUACAUUGCAUAUCUGUCUAAAACAUAAUAAGAGUUUGCCAUUACAGAGUGUUUUACAACCUUGGAACAACAAUAAGACUGGCCGUAUUCACAUGCCACUUGGAAUUUUGGUUAAGCUUAACUAUGUCUUAAAAUGCAGCAUGCUGGUGCGCAGGGAGAAAAUCACAGCCGCUUCACUCCUUCUGUGGUGCUGCAGCAUUAUGGGAGCCUAACCAUGGUUUGUAUUGGAGUUCUGUCUGAAGCUGGGCUUGUGGUUUCUCUCUCCCCCACCCUCCCCGUAAUCCAUGAGCUAUGAGCUUGGUUACAGCUUGUGCUUCGGGAGAGAGACAAAUCACACUUCUGAGUUCAGACUACACUAAGGCAAACCAUGGCUUAGCUCUUACGAACGGAGCAGCAGGAAUAGGAGGAGUGAAGCGACCAUGAUUCUCUGUGUGGUUCACCUUUAAACUAUAGUUAAGCAGUACUGUGCUGCCCUGGUGUUGGUGUUCCAUUGCACCAGAAGCGACUUAGUCAUGCUGGCCACAUGACCCAGAAGAGCUGUCUGCGAAGUGGACAAACGCCAGUUCCCUUGGCCUGUAAAGUGAGAUGAGCGCCGCAACCCCAGAGUCGUUUGCGACUGGACUUAACUGUCAGGGGUCCCUUUACCUUUACCUUACUCUGGUUUAAAGUGACAUGUUAACUAGGCCAGAGUUUCUGGUCCUGUCACAUUUUUAAACCUUCAGAUGUUCUAUUCUGUGUACAUAUAUCAUUCAUGCAUACAUCAUUUCAUUUGUAUGUCCCCUUCCCAUAGUUAACACAUUGCUCAAAGGUGGCUUACAGUAUAAAAAAAAUACUUUAAUUACAAUCAUAGAAGUCAUAAAGAAUGUUUAAAAAUUAAAAAAAUACCCACCCAGAUUAAAUAAAUUUCCACAUAAGUCAUAAUAAGAUCUAAAAUAAAGAUAUAAAACAGCAACACCCCUCCCCAAAAAAACCUUCCCUGAAACAUACCUCAGCCAAAGAGUCUGCUCAGCAGCCUCAGCUUUUGUAGCUGGAGUCAUUCAGGGCCCUGCUCACCCAAGCCUGGAGGAAAAAGGCCUGCAAGGCCUUCCAUGACUCACAGCCAAGAUGGCAUAGUAGCCUUAUGUGUGUGCUGGGGAAGAGAUCAUGUGGGGAGAACAACUUCUUAGCAUUUUUAGGCCAUGGACUGCUCUAAAGCAGGUAUGAGAAACCUGUGGUCUACCAUAGGUUGCUGAAAUGCAACUCAUGUUAUCUCUGAUGUUUGGUAAUGUUGGCACCUGAAGAGCCACAGUCCCCCACCCCCAGUUCUGAAGGUAGCUAGCACUUUGAAUUAGGUUCCAGUGCUACUUUUUCAGUGGGGUUGCUGAUGUUGCUGUUGUUAUUCAUGUCACGUAUAUACCACUUUAUAUUUUAAAGGGGAAAAAAUCUAAAGCUGUUUACAAUGCAUUGAAACAUCAAAUAAACUGGGUGUGGGGGAUGAACCAUGUACUCCUUGCAAAAAAAAGUGGGAUUUAAAUGCAAUAAAUAGGCUCUUCGGCUUACCUGCUUAAGAAAGCCAGGUGGAGAUGUCAGUUGCCAACCUGCAAUCGGACCUGCACCAGUUGCAAAACACGCUUGGAGCGUGGCUAAUUUCAAACACUGCUUCAGAGAUAAAACUAAACCACAAUUUUGCCCUGAGCCUUUUAGGUGUCACAGGCCUACAUGUUCCUUCCUCUCCGUUGUUCUCUCAGGUGCUGCUUUGGGUUAAAUAUCAAAAUAUACAUUUUGCUACCAACUGGGAACCUGUGGAGUAUGGAGUGUGUGAGCUGAAGGCUCAUUCACCCAGUGCCAAACCAUGGUUUGGUGUUAACCUUUGAACCAACCCUAUAUGGCAGUCUCCCUCCCUUUUUAAAGUGAGGGCACUUUUAACGUUUUGUAUUAUGGUGUGGGGAUAUUUCCUGUAUAGAGGGGUGGAGAGAAAUCUUUAACAUGACCCAGUAGAAAGUGCAGAAGGUAAUAGGUCAGAUAAAUUCCCAUAUUAUAAAAAAAAGAAAACUCUUCUACCAAAGCCAACAAUAUGGAGGCAUGUCCUCUAUGCAUCAAUAAAGUUACCUCUUGGUUUGUAUCUUUUCCUCUAGUGGCAGCAAACAUUGCUACUAGCCCAAAGUCUUUGCACAAUGAAGAAUUAGAAAGCUGUAGUUAUUUUAUUAAUGGAAAAGGUUCUUACUUGCGGUUGUAGAGUGGGAUGAAUCAGUAUAGUUUGGUUACCUUUCCUCCUUUUAUUUCAGACACUUUUUGAUAAUCAGAAUAAUGCUUCAAAAAAGGAAGAACCUGAACACAUGAAUAAGAAUGAUUCAAAGAAGAUGUCUGUUGAGAGAGUUUAUCAGAAAAAGACUCAGCUUGAGCAUAUUCUUCUCCGUCCUGAUACAUACAUUGGUUCAGUGGAACCUGUAACUCAGGUAAUUUUUAUUUUUCUCUUUAAUUAAAACAAGUGUUUAUAUUGUAACUGAAGGUUUCAAGCAAUGUUUCUGUGUGGUUUUCCCCCCUAUGUCAGUCCAAAUGUAUGGGAGGGAUACGGAGAAAAAACAGUCCUGAGAAUUAAAAAUAAAUAUGUUCUGUGAAUAUUUAAAGUAAUAGCAGUAAAUAUUUAUUUUAAAGUUCAGUAAAGUAAACUCUUGUUUUUGUGUGUUUGUGUGUAGCUGAUGUGGGUGUUUGAUGAAGAUAUAGGAAUGAAUUGUAGAGAGAUUACCUAUGUACCUGGCUUAUACAAGAUCUUCGAUGAAAUUCUUGGUAAGUGUUUAUAAUUGUGAUAUUCUGCCAUCCUCAGCAUUUUCAAAGUGCUUACAAUGGAAUAAUUCAGGAGAGUUUAGAACUGGCAAAAACAUGUUAGUAAUCAACCACGAUAAAGAGUAAAAAUAGAUUGUGGGAUUGCAUGCUCCCUUCUUUCAGGGUCAUACGCUUACAAAUUCCCUCCAUUCAGCCCCUGCUGCUCUUAACUAUGACUUGGGCUUAUACUAAUUUUGAACUGAUUAAUGUUCAGUGUGUAUUUCCAGUCCAGAAUUUGCAAAGAUCCAAAUGGUACAUAAGGAGUCCAGUCAGUUCAGAGUUAACCAUAGUAGUUUUUGAAGAACUCAGCAUUGUAAGGGACCUCUAGGGUCAUCUAGUAUAACCUCUUGCUGAUUCAAGAAACUCACCACUGCAUAACACCGUACCAUUGUUAAGGGUGGAGGGGACUGGGAAACCAACAAACAAUCCUACAACUUAUUCCCUGUCUCCUAAUCAUAAUUAUAAUGGCCAUGUACCAUCAUAGCAACCUAAAAUUCCUUUAAUUUUAUGUGGCACACUAGAACUAUGCAUUGGUGAGGUUUUCAGUUUUACAUUUUGUAUGAUCAAGGAUUAUGGCGGCAUUGGGAACACCAUAACUGAGGCUCACAAAUAAAUCAACACAAGUUAUUAGCUCAUAAAAUAUUUUACCAGCCUCCUAUUCGCUCAUGUCCAGGUUGAUUGUCUGUGAACCUAAGAAGAUAAAAAUGACAACUUUUGUAAAGAUUCCUUACCCUGGUCAACCGAAGAUAAAUAUUACUUGCCACAGGUGACUAGUGAGUGGAUAUUUACAAGCUUGCAAUAAUUUUAUGUCAGGAAUCUAGCUCAAUAGUGACUUAAGUGAAAGUACUACUGUACCAUCACCAAUAUCAUGUACAAUUUUAUUUAUUUUGUUGUCAUUUCAUAUUAGCUAUUGGCACAUGCUUGCUGAAAUAUUCAAGCAUAUUAAAAAGCUGGGAAAUUGUCAGCGUGAUCCUCACUCUGAAUCAUAAUACUUGAUUUUAGACCAUUUUAUUCAUCUGAAAGCCUAUAGUAUUCCCCACCACCACCUCUGUAGUAUAACUAAAGAGGACUGAGAUAUCUGACAACUUUUUUCUGUUAAAGUAAAUGGUCUAUGAAGUUUAUCAUUCAACAACACAGAAAUAUUCAGUAACCAAAGUAUGGCUGGUCCUUUAAUCAUGCUAUUCCACACAAUUUACUAAAUUGCAAGUAGAGUUACCACAUUUUAUUAGCAGGCUCUUACACAUUUCAUAGCUCUUUUGCAGGCAGAAUUUCACCAGGAAAUUCCUAGCAUAAAGAUGCAUUAUUAGAAUAAGUUUCGCAAAUUGAAUUAGACUGUUGUGCAGCUGUUAAAAACACAGGAGCUCUGUCAAAUUGGCUGAGAAUUUCCCCCUUAGUCUAGUUUUUAAAACAUGAUUUGUCCACAUUUAGGCCAAAUUCAUAAUAUUUAGUUCAGUAAAGGGAUUUUGUUUUAGAGGGCCAGAGUACUGUUUUAAUGAUUUCGGGGAAUUAAAUUAAAAUUUAAUAUUGCCAGAUCUAAUAGAGGCAGGGAAGGAUUAUAUAUGUGUGUAUGAUGUCCUGUCACAUGGAAAUCUUUGUAAUCAUGUAACUAAAACUACGUGUCAGACCACUUAGGAGUAUUCCUCAUUGAAAUCAAUGGAGCUUACUUCUGAAUAGAUGUGUAUGGGGUAGUACUGAACAGGAUAAUUCAGCUUAUAUCCUUCUUUGCUGUCCUAGAAACAGGGCACAGUUGCUGGUCAGUGGUGGCUAAUAGCCAUGUGUUUGGUGUGGAGGGGAGGUGAAAGGGAGAAGCAAUUAAGAAAUGCAGCAUUAAAUCACAAUGAAAAAUAAUGGAAACGGCAACAGCAAAAAAUUUAAACAAAAUGUAUGUGUCACAAUGGCAUUCUUCACGUCAUAAUGCCAUUAAGAACUGGAUAAACUAACUAGAAGUGUGUCGUAGUGUAUUUUGUGACUAAUAUUUCUUAAGGUGAAUUAACUGAUACAUUUGAGUAGCCUUUUACUGAUUUACUCUUCUGCCUGGGAACAUCAUCCAUGAACUCGGGAGUCACAGAUUUCACUUCCAGAUUUGUGAGCUCCAGCAUUUCAGUUGCCAGGGAUCACAUCGCAUUGGGGAGACAUGCUUAUCUUGAAAAACUGGUACUGGCAUAAUGUGUGAACUAUCCAUUGGCAUUAUGUUUGAUAUUGAAAAAGUAGAAAAACUAAAAGAAUAAAGUUGGGGCCAUUGACAUCAGAAUGAAAUAAGUAUGAGUGCAGUGAUAAGUAACAUACUAGAAAGGUCCGAAUGAACUCAGUGGAUGGUUUCAGGAAGAUCAUAUGAUGUGUUAAAGUUUCUCAGAGGUAUAUCAUGUGUUGCAUGUGAAUACAAAAAUAUUUAGCUAGUUGAAGUUGGUUGGAUACUUAACUAGGUAAAGUUUUUUUUACUGCCACUAAGAAAUGUUUAUUCAUUUUUAGUAAAUGCAGCAGACAAUAAACAGAGGGAUAAGAAUAUGACAUGUAUUAAAAUAUCAAUUGAUCCGUAAGUAAACUUUUUUUCUAAUUUACCUGAGAAAAGGGCAUUCAUUUUUUUGUAGUUGACAUGUUUAAGUAAAAUUUGGCUUGCAUUAUUUAGAGUACUUAGAGCGAAGGAAUGUUAAAAUGCAUAUUCAUAGAAAAGGCAGUUAAAAUAGUGGGGAGAAUUUUGAAUGUCAUAGGAGGAAGACAUUUUGAGUGUUAAGUCUGCAGUAGGCAAUUGCCCCUGUUUUUAUGGAUGUGAUAUGAGUACAUUUUUUUAUGGAUGUGAUAUGAGUACAUUUUUAAGAGAUUACUUCAUUGAGUACUCAACAUAUGCAGACUUUCAUUUGUACGAACAAUUUUGUUUUUUCAAAGCGGAAAACGUUCAUGGGACACCAAAGGUGCAUUUCCACUAGCAGAAAGCAUUUUUUCAUGGAAGGGGUCUUCACUUGGUGGAAUAGCAAUACAUGAUAAAAGUGACCCCAGUUCAGAACCGUUCUUGUGUAAGACUUUUCACAAGCUUGUUCCCUGGUCUGUUCAUUGCUUGCUACAGUUUAUAGCCUACAGCCUGUGUUUUCCUUAUUCAUUUUUAUAUAGUAUAAAUCUUAAGACAACCCUGGUUACUUUGGCACUGCACUUUCAGAAUUUAUGGUAUAGCCCAAAUACAUUGUUUCUUUCUGCUCAGUCUUUUGUUUCCGUAUUAUAGUAUGUAUAUACAGUUGUACCUUGGAAGUUGAAUGGAAUCCGUUCCGGAAGUCUGUUCAACUUCCAAAACGUUCAAAAACCAAAGCUCAGCUGCUUCUUCUUCUUCUUCUUUAAAUUUGAUCUUUAUUGGUUUAUAAUCGACACAGACACAUUGGGGGGCGCGCGACAAAAAUAGCACAUCAUUUGCAACAAAAGAAAGAAAAGAAAACAGUACAGUGUGAAAACACAAACACAUUUCAGCUAUCGACUUCUGACCUCCUUGGUGUGGGUUCUUUGUUUCCUUGUUACCUGCCUCUAUUUUUCAAUAAACUUAACCUAUAUUAUAUCUUAUUUGUGUUCUUUAUACCAUAUGCAAUUCUGAGAGCUAUUCAAAGCAUUCUAAAGUUUUAAUAUGGGGACAAUGUUCUUUUAAAUAUUGCCUAUAGAUCUCCCAUUCCUUUUUAAACUUUUGGGUCGUUCUAUCCCUGAUCUUUUCUGUCAUAUUCACUGUUCCAUAUAUUCAAGUAGUUUAACUUGCCACUCCUCUUUUGAUGGAAUUUUAUCUCCUUUCCACCCCUUGGCAAUCCAAAAACCAAAGCGCAGCUUCUGAUUGGCUGCAGGAAGCUCCUGCAGCCAAUUAGAAGCCCCAUCAGACGGUUGGUUUCCAAAAGAACGUUCAAAAACCGGAACACUCACUUCCGGGUUUCGAUCGUUUGGGAGCUGAUUUGUUCAGGAGCCAAGGCAUUUGAGAUCGAAGGUAUGACUGUAAAGUAUUUUGAGGCUAUAGUCAAUGUGAAAACUGAGUAAGCUUGGGUUAAGGAUGGCUUUGUAUUUGUGAAAUCCAUGAGUUACACUUUAUCUUUUGCCUGAAAGGUGCCCUGAAACUUGAGCUUUCUUUUUUCUUUUCUUUUUUAAAGUAAGGUUAUGGGGGGAAAUGUGUAGAUACCUUUUCUGUGAAAAGAGAUUGAGUACAGUGUGAUCAGUACUCACUUUUCCUGGUACAGAGGAAUUCUCCCUGUUGCUAUUAGACAGCAACAGUGUGUGUGUGUAAGUGUAUGCAAAUUCAACAUUGUGUGACAAAAUAUUUAUUUACAUCUCCAGUGAAUCAAAUAUUAUAAGUAUCUGGAAUAAUGGAAAAGGCAUUCCAGUCGUGGAACACAAGGUAGAAAAGAUGUAUGUUCCUGCCUUAAUCUUUGGACAGCUGUUAACUUCCAGCAAUUAUGAUGAUGAUGAGAAAAAAGUUACAGGUAAACAUUUUGUUCAGGACCUAUUAGAGGACUAAUACUAAUUUGUUGUCAUCAUUUUGUAAUGCUUGGCUUAUUUUUGAUAGAAGGGAAAUACUUUGGUUGGCAAUAAAGUAUAUGCAAGAUUUAAUUUGACAUUCCUCUAGCUGACAGUUCCUAGUCCUUCAUUAAUACAUAAUGUGUAUACUUACUGGAAUCCCUUGUGCACACUUAGUAGCAUUAGGAAAUGUUUAGUAGGACAAACAAAAUUUUGGGAUAAAUUGUUUUCUAAAUGUUUUUCCCUUAUUUUUUCAGGUGGUCGUAAUGGCUAUGGUGCAAAACUUUGUAAUAUAUUCAGUACAAAGUUUACAGUUGAAACUGCUUGCAAGGAGUACAAACACAGCUUUAAACAGGUAUGCUGGUUUCCCUUUAAUUCUUUGGACUUACCCUCUUUGGUUGAAAAAAAUCCCCCUUUUAAAAGCUUUAUAUUGCACAAAAUAUAUCCAUUUGUAAUUCUUUUGAAAAUACCAAUUAGCUCAAUAAGAUGUUUGGUCCAUUUGCAUCUUAAGGAUAUUUGUCUUGUUUGAAAAAGUCCUAACAUAUAACUAUAGAAACGUGUGUGAUUCUCCUUAAUUGUCUUAACCCUAGUGGAGAACUAACAAAAACUACUAUUGUGUCAUCUUUUUCAGUGCAUUCAGUUUCUGGUCAGUGUGCGUGUAAAUUGAUUUAUCUUCUCACAAGAAGGUGGUUGGCCUGGUUUAGGAAAAUAUUCUUCACCGCUGUUGUUCAUAGCUGUCAACUUUUCCCUUUUCUUAUGAGGAAUCCAACGCAGAAUAAGGGAAUUUCCCUUAAAAAAAAGGAAAAAGUUGACAGCUACGGCUGUUGUUACCAUAUCUUUUGAGAUAAAAUGGAGCCUCAUUUCUAGCCUUCUCAAUAUGGCAUCAGCAUGUAUAGUUUUUUCACCUAAAAGCUGCUGUUACAAAUAUGUUGCAGCAUAGGAUGAAAAUGUUUAACUGAACUAUCUAUCAGGGUCACUGAUGAAUGAUAACCCAGCUUCUACCUAGGGUUUUAAUAGGUCAUAAGAUUUUAUGGUAAGUGUAUUUGUAAUGUAUUUUUGUCGGUGUUUGUCCUUUGAUGCUAUGGCCUGUCGGCUACGCAAAUAAAGUCUAUUGAUUGAUUGAUAUCUAUUUUGUAAUUUAUGAACUUCUGUGUAUUCACAUUGUGGGUGGCGCUUGCAGGUGGCACUGUGGUGUAAACCACUGAGCCUUGGGCUUACCGAUCAGAAGGUCAGCGGUUCGAAUCCCCACAACGGGGUGAGCUCCCGUUGUUCGGUCCCACCUCCUGCCAACCUAGGAGUUCAAAAGCACGUCAAAGUGCAAGUAGAUAAAUAGGUACCGCCCUGGCGGGAAGGUAAACGGUGUUUCCGUGCACUGUUCUGGUUUCUCCAGUCAUGCUGGCCCCAUGACCCGGAAAAACUGUCUGCGGACAAAUUUCGGCUCCCUUGGCCAGUAAAGCGAGAUUAGCGCCACAACCCUAGAGUCGUUCACGACUGGGCUUAACUGUCAGGGGUCCUUUACCUUUUUUAUGUAUUCACACUAGGAAAUUUUCCAGGAAAAUUUAAAAACAAAAAUUGUUCUGAAAUUAUGUCUGACUUCCACUGCUAGUAUUCCUGUAGGGUUAGCAAACUUUUAAAAUAAUUUUGUGAUUUAUUUAAUUUUGGAGUCACUCCAUAAUCGUUCUGAAUCAAUGAUGCAGUGGCCCACAAUCAAGUUAUUUGGUUGCAGUAUCAGUUAUGACAUGGUAAAUAGUUACGUUAUACUUGCCAUGUUGUUGCUUAUAAUCAUGUUGGGGUGGUAUUUAUUUUAUUUUUGAAGGACAAAGUUUAAACUCUUCGUACUGCCCUUAAAUACAGAUUUAACAUACCUGCAAAUUGCAAGAAUCAACAUUCUUCUAUGCACCUUUUUUGGUAGAAUAUAGAAAGAUUGCUACUGACAUGUACUCCCUCUCUCUUUCUCUCAUUUUUAAACAAAGACUUGGAUGAACAAUAUGAUGAAGACUUCUGAUGCCAAAAUAAAACAUUUUGAAGGCGAUGACUACACAUGUGUCACAUUCCAACCAGAUCUUGCUAAAUUUAAGAUGGAAAAACUUGACAAAGAUACUGUGGCCCUAAUGACAAGAAGAGCUUAUGAUUUGGCAGGAGCAUGUAAAGGGGUCAAAGUUAUGUUUAAUGGAAAGAAACUACCUGUAAGAGGCUUAGUAAAUUAUUUCCAUAAUUGUAUUUGUGUGCUUUAAAACAGUAAGUAAUUAAUUUUGUAAAAUCACAGGUGAAUGGUUUUCGUAGUUACGUUGAUCUUUACGUAAAAGACAAGUUGGAUGAAACUGGAGUUGCUCUGAAAGUUAUCCAUGAACUUGCAAAUGAACGCUGGGAUGUAUGUCUCACUUUAAGUGAGAAAGGAUUUCAGCAAAUUAGCUUUGUGAACAGUAUUGCUACCACAAAGGUGAGUUGUUUUAUAUAAUUUACAGUGGUUGAACUGGUAAACAGCAUAAAGGGAAAUGUGGCAUUAAGCUACUCAUGAAUGUCAUGUUACUGUGGUUAAAAUGUCCAACAUUUAAUUCCUAAGCACUACGUCGGUUCAAUUUUUUAAAGAAGACUUUCAGUUUAAAUAUUUUGCAAUAAAUUUCCUUAGUAGACAAAAAAGGUGAGAGACUGGCAUAAGGCAUGAAUAGAUGCAUCCAGGGUAUUUUGAGUUUAUUGCAACAUUCACACUUUUUAACAAUGCCAACCUUCCCUAACCUGAUGCCUUCCAGGUGUUUUGGAUGACAGUUCUUAUUAUCCCAUACCAUUGGCUGAGGCUGAUGGAUAUUGAAUCCAAAAUAUCUGAAAGGCACCAAGUUUGGGAAGACAGAACUAUGCCAGUGGUAUGCAUUCCAGGUUUGAUAAUUUGUAACAUCCUGUGCUCCCACAUAUCUUAGGCCAGGCACCCCCAAACUCAGCCCUCCAGCUGUUUUGGGACUACAACUCCCAUCAUCGUAGCUAACAGGACCAGUGGUCAGGGAUGAUGGGAAUUGUAGUCCCAAAACAGCUGGAGGGCCGAGUUUGGGGAUGCCUGUCUUAGGCUCUCAUGCAGUUCAUGGAAUUGAUAUAUAAUUUAUAUAUAAAAUAAAGAAUGCUUGUGGUGUAUGUGUACACAUGCACCUUUACUAGUUUAGAGAUGUUAGAAUAUGAGAAAGCGAGCGCAAACAUUUCUGGGUAUCUUAUUUCUUUGUCCCUCCUGUGGAAACUACAGAUAAAUUAGUAAUUAGUAAUUCUAAAGUUUAAUUCUCUCUCUUUACUGACUUCCUUUUAUUUUUAAUUUUAAGGGUGGUAGGCACGUUGAUUAUGUUGUAGAUCAAAUUGUUGGAAAAUUGAUAGAGGUGGUGAAGAAAAAGAACAAAGCUGGCGUUUCAGUGAAACCAUUCCAGGCAAGUUGAUCCUCGCUUCAGAGAAAAAUAUUGGUCUGUCCUCGUUUCAGAUAAAAAGGUUUAUCAUUUCGGUAUCUUUGAUUCCUUUAUUGUUUGUGUGUGUGUUUGCUUUUUGAACAGGUAAAGAACCACAUAUGGGUUUUUAUUAAUUGCCUCAUUGAGAACCCGUCUUUUGAUUCUCAAACGAAAGAGAACAUGACACUUCAGCCUAAAAGUUUUGGGUCCAAAUGCCAGUUAUCAGAGAAGUUUUUCAAAGCAGUAAGUAUUGCAUAUUUAUUUGAUAUUUUUAUGGGAAAUAUGGGAAAUGUAAUCCUCUUUGCAUAAAGGAAGGGAACUAUGACAUUCAGAUUUAUGUGGUUUUUUAGUAUGACAGUGUUGACUGUCCAGAAAUGACCGUUAAUGUGGCUGAAUAGAAAAUAAUUAAUUACCAGAGUCCUCCUGGUUUUGCUUGUAAAAUACCUUUUUUAAUAAAUGAAAUAUUAAGGUUAUUUUGCGCACGAUAAAUUUGCAGUAUAUCAUUUUUGGAGAGAAAUCGAUCCUGACACUUCAGUAUAUUUUAUUUCUAUCAGUGUGAACCUUUUUUUGUAUUCCUAAGAAUGACUGUGAUUUUUUUUUGUUUUGUAUUAUAGGCCUCUAAUUGUGGUAUUGUAGAAAGCAUCCUGAAUUGGGUGAAAUUCAAGGCACAAACACAGCUGAACAAAAAAUGUUCAUCAGUGAAACACAGCAAAAUUAAGGGCAUUCCAAAACUCGAUGAUGCUAAUGACGCUGGUAAGAGCAAACUGUCUUCUAGCAUAGUUACCUGUAUAAAAUAUGCAUUUUAUUUUUUCAUAAAAAGACUAAAUGACCAACACACAUAUUCAAAAUUUUGAACAAAUAUAUUUUCCCUUUGAGCAAAUACGUUUUCCUCAUGCAUUGUAAAAAUGACCCUAUUUCAGCAUUAAUGUCUUCAUGCUGUGCACAAUUAUGUUAAAGCAAGCUUCUCUUUUCCUCUUUAUAUUGUUUGCCACUGAAAGAUUAAUUCUGGACAAAGGGUUUAAAACACUUUCUUAUAUAAUUGUUGAUUAAAAGAAGCAAAUCAAGUCAAAUAUGCAUCUCUGCCUUUUCAAUCAAUCAGUUGCUUUUUAAAAAUUGAGUUAACUGUGUGUUGCUUUCUUGCAUAUAGUCUUGGCUGAAGAUUUCGUCAACUUAAUUUUUUUGUCUCUCUCUCUCUCCCCGCCCCCCUCCCAAUUUGAAGGUGGCAAACAUUCCUUGGAUUGUACAUUGAUUUUAACUGAGGGAGACUCUGCCAAAUCUUUAGCUGUCUCUGGCUUAGGUGUCAUUGGAAGAGAUAGAUAUGGCGUGUUUCCACUCAGGGGUAAAAUUCUCAACGUUCGAGAAGCAUCUCACAAACAGGUAAGGAAAAGCCAUUUAAGAAGGUGGCUGAUGAGUGUAUACAUAAUACACAUAUAACACACAUAUGUAUGUCUCUGUGUAAUAUAUACAUGCUAAACUGUUGCUUACCUCCAUUUCUGCUUUCUACACAGAUUAUGGAAAAUGCAGAAAUUAACAACAUCAUAAAAAUUGUAGGUCUACAAUACAAGAAAAGUUAUGAAGACCCAGAGUCUCUGAAAACAUUAAGAUAUGGCAAAAUAAUGAUCAUGACUGAUCAGGUCAGUGAAAGAUUUAGAAUUCAAACAACCCAUCCCACUUUGCCACGUUGCUUUGAAGAUAAUUCUGUUCUCCUUAUCAUCUCUGUAUUACUUUUCAUAUCACUUGCCUGGCUGCCUCUCAGCCUUUAUUUCACACCACCUUGGCAACACCCCCUCUUUGCUCCUUAGUGAUUCGGACAUUCAUAUUUGUUUAGCCCCCUUGAGUCCUGUCAGGGGGAAAGGUGGGGUAUAAAUGAGUUUAAAAUAAAAUAAAAAUUAAAAAUACUUCUGCCUUUGUUCAGCCUUGACAUUUCAUUUAUUUUUUAUAUUUAGGAUCAGGAUGGAUCUCACAUUAAAGGCUUGCUGAUCAAUUUUAUUCAUCAUAAUUGGCCUUCCCUUCUGAAACAUGGAUUUCUUGAAGAAUUCAUCACUCCAAUUGUAAAGGUAAGUACACAUUCUUCUGACACUAAUUAUAAACAUACAGGGACAAAAAAUUCAUGUUCUUUCCUGAUGUCAAACAUUUUCAAAACAACAUCCUUCUAUGUAGUAAAAAUAUAUAUAUUCAGGGAAUAGAUACCUUACUGAGUUGAAUGUUAUCCUAAAGCAAAAAGUGACAAAAGGAAAGAGAAUAAACUCAGAUACAUACAAACCCUUUCUUGGAAUAUACCAACAAAAGAAAAAUGUGAAAAGUUGAAAUAGAAAGAAGUGGUAGAACUAACUUGCCUUUUAUUUUUUCUUCUGACUUUGGGGAAUUUGGAAAGGGAACUCUGGGUUAGAGAGUUCCAUUUGUUUAUCAAAUUGAGGCUUUGUACAAAUGCUGUAAUAUGUUCGGAACUGUGAUUUAUUUAGCAUUGGCACAGGCAUUCGCUGCAUGAGAAUAAAAUCACAAGCACUGGAAGAAGUAUUUUGCCUGGACAUUAUUGGGAAGAGGCUGAACACAUCUCCCAUAUUUCCAUCUAGGCCUCUUCUCUUCCCCAAUCCAAUUCCUUAAGAUCUGGACCUCAAAUAACUUGUGGUGCAUGAAGAGAGAAGGAUUAAUGGGGGCAUGGGAGCUGUGUACUGAUCAUUAGCUGUAAUGUGUGAGAGAGAUGGCGGGGGAGCUCCUGCACCCACAGCAAUCUAUUUUGAAUGUAAUUUUCAUAAACUAGAAUAAAAAAAUAGUUGCAGGAUCUAACUUGUAAAUCUUUUGUUUUUAAGGCAAGCAAAAAUAAACAGGAACUUGCCUUCUAUAGUAUUCCUGAAUUUGAUGAAUGGAAAAAACAUAUGGAAAACCAUAAAGCGUGGAAAAUAAAGUACUACAAAGGUUUGUGUUUUAACUUCCUUGCCCAACAGCCAAGUACCAAAUCCUUUGAGAUCCAGUCCAGUUAAACUUAUUAAUAACUAACAGCCCGGUCUUUACAUGUUUUCUCAUAAGUAAGUUCAACUGAGUUUAAUGGGGCUUACUCUCAGGUAAGCAGGUAUAGGAUCAUAGUCUCAACUCAAAACCAAUGGAAUAGUUAGUUGAGACUUAGCUACUCUCAGUGCAUUCAGUGAGACUUAGUCGUUACUUACUUCAGCUAAAUUGACCUUUGGAUUUCUUCAACUGUAAAAAUUGACUGGUGGCAAACUAUUUUAUCUUUUGCCUCUUAGGAUGUCCUCAAGUAGCUUUAAAAUUAAUUUUUUUAAAGGUUGAGAUGGAAGAUGGACUAAAUUGGCAUUUUUUCUUUCUUUGUCUCUGGGGUAGGUUUGGGCACCAGCACUUCUAAAGAAGCAAAAGAAUAUUUUGCAGAUAUGGAGAGACAUCGAAUUUUAUUUCGAUAUGCUGGUCCUGAAGAUGAUGCCGCCAUUACGUUGGUAAAUAACCUCCUGCACUAAUUUCUUGCUGUCUGUUAUCUCCUUGCCAUUUGUAAUUAUAUAGAACUCUGUCUAGUGAACUUCUUUCCACUAAAAGCCCCAAACAAUUUUUCCCAUGUUGGAUGGCAUUCCAGCCCUUUGAUCAUUUUAGAUUUCUGUUUUUGUGUCUUUCCUAACUCUUGUGAAACCAACCAGAACUGUACUCUGGAUAUAAUUUAUAUAAUAUCGUUCAUAUAAUUUAUAUAUAGUAUCAUUAGGACGCUUGUUGCUUUAGUUAAGGUAAAGGUAAAGGGACCCCUGACCAUUAGGUCCAGUCGUGACCGACUCUGGGGUUGCAGCGCUCAUCUCGCUUUAUUGGCCGAGGGAGCCGGCGUACAGCUUCUGGGUCAUGUGGCCAGCAUGACUAAGCCACUUCUGGCGAACCAGAGCAGUGCACAGAAACGCUGUUUACCUUCCCGCCGGAGCGGUACCUAUUUAUCUACUUGCACUUUGAGGUGCUUUCAAACUGCUAGGUUGGCAGGAGCAGGGACCGAGCAACGGGAGCUCACCCCGUCACGGGUAUUCGAACCGCCGACCUUCUGGUCGGCAAGUCCUAGGCUCUGUGCUUUAACCCACAGCGCCACCUGUGCCCCGUUGCUUUAGUUAGUUUGCUAUUAAUGCUGAAUUCAUACAGUUUUUUAAAAUAAAAUACUCUACCACAUUGAGUUGACUCUUCGAUUGAUCUAUCUACUAUGACUUCAAGGUUCCCACAGUAGGAGAUGCGUGUAAGUGUGCCGAUAAGUUGUACCUGCUGAGUAGAAAACAAGUGAAGCUGGGGGUGGGGGGAGGACAUUGGGUUGGCUAUAUGGCUUGCAAAUGCAGCUCACUUCAUGCUCAGCCAAUGUAAGGAGCCACCAUGCAGAAUAAUUUGGGAAGGAGGCUAUGGCACGCAUCCCAGGGGCGUGGCCUCGGCACGCCCCUGGAAGGAGGCAGUCUUCUAGUUCACUAUUCUCCUCUCCUGUUGGUUCCUACUUGUAAAGUAUUUAAUUUCAAAUACAUAAACAAUAAUUGUUUAGGAUACAGGUCUAGUAAUGUUGGGUGGAGGAAAAACUGUAGACACAGAGUUGACAAACAUUUUCCACUUUACUAUGUUUGUUACAUGACUCUUACCUGUUUUGUUAGUACUGGAAUCAUUUAUCCUUCAUUGCCUCCUUAUUUCUGUUUUAUCACCUUGAUAGAGCGUGCAAGACAUGCAGGAAAAAACUGCAGAAAAUUAGUGCACACAGGCAUUAAAAAUUGAUAAAAUAGCUCAUAGAGAGACUGCAACAGUCAAGUUCAGUCAGCCCAAUAUUUAAGAUACUCUGACAUCUUGGAGGUUGUUUCAAUCAUGUUGCAUUGUUUAAAAAGCAGACUCUUGCACUCCUUAUGUUUCAUGAUAUUGCUGGUCUGAGGUUAUUGCUGGACUGAAUUUAACUCAGCCAGAUAGUAGAAGAUUCCCCUCUAAAAGUAUUAUUUUAAAGGAAGGCUGUUUAACUUAUAUCAGGUCUGGAUCAGAAAUGUAGGUCUGCCAAGCUAACAUGGAAACCAUAUUCACCACCUUCUGGCCAUGUGCACAAUUGUCUCUCUUUUAUAGCUUGCAGCAUUUCCCCCCUAGUUGUGCUUUAUCUAAUUAUAGCGUGUGAAAUGUUUGUAGGCCUUCAGUAAGAAAAAAAUUGAUGACCGAAAAGAGUGGCUGACAAAUUUCAUGGAAGAUAGACGACAGCGUCGAUUACAUGGAUUACCAGAGGUAAUGUUUCAGUACAGAACUAAGAUGGAGUUGCAAAUGUUACUUCUGUCGAUGUUAAAGUAAUAAUAGCUUCUCUUUAUUUUAGCAAUUUCUAUAUGGUACAGCAACAAAACAUCUCACUUACAAUGACUUCAUCAACAAGGAGUUGAUUCUUUUCUCCAACUCAGACAAUGAGCGAUCCAUUCCAUCCCUUGUUGAUGGUAAGUGAACCUUCAUGGAAUAUAGCAUCUUCUUUUAUUUAUUUUGAAGAUGCUAUUAUUUUGAAGAAGAGGAGUGGAAAUCCUUUAAACUUUGUUUCUCAAGCAUGUAAUUAUUGAACGGGGUAUUUUUAUUCUAUUGGUAAAGAAUACAAAUUCCAAAAAUGUUUUUUUAAACUUGAUUUUCCAACACAGGUUUUAAACCAGGACAACGCAAGGUUUUGUUCACUUGUUUUAAAAGAAACGAUAAGCGUGAAGUUAAAGUUGCUCAGCUGGCUGGUUCUAUUGCUGAGAUGUCAGCGUACCAUCAUGGAGAGGUGAGUAUGAGAAGAAAAAGAGGAGGAGGGAAAUUCUCUGUGCCUUGCUUAUCACUUGUUUAGUUUUGCAAAAUGGUUGGUUUGGGGUGGCAGGGCAAGGCAAGUUCUCGAAAGUAGGCCUAGCCUCACUCCUUGCUUCAUCUCUGAUGGUUUCAGUGAUGAGUGAGUAUAGAAGACUCUCAGUUCAGCUCCCAACUUCUCAUCACUCUUUUCAUCACUGAAGCUAUAGAUUUGUUGCAGAUCAUGCAGGACUCAGAAUUGUUGUUGUUGUUGUUUAGUCGUUUAGUCGUUACUCUUCGUGACCCCAUGGACCAGAGCAUGCCAGGCACUCCUGUCUUCCACUGCCUCCCGCAGUUUGGUCAAACUCAUGCUGGUAGCUUCAAGAAUGCUAUCCAACCAUCUCGCCCUCUGUCGUCCCCUUCUCCUUGUGCCCUCCAUCUUUCCCAACAUCAGGGUCUUUUCCAGGGAGCCUUCUCUUCUCAUGAGGUGGCCAAAGUAUUGGAGCCUCAGCUUCACAAUCUGUCCUUCCAGUGAGCACCCAGGACUCAGAUUAGCAUUUUUUAUUUGUGCUGACACUGGGAUGGUGAAUGUGUUAGGGAAAAAAGUUCCUAAAACAGUGACGGUCUUUAGAUAUGGUGCUCCCUUCCCCAACUUGAUGGGCCAUUUGCUAGUUAAGUCAGUAAUUUAUUCUGCACUCGUUUGCAGGUUAGUUUUUGGUGAGGAAAAUGUGUUGCAGUAGUAACAGUGCUCUAAACAUUUUCUUCCAGCAAGCUUUGAUGAUGACCGUUGUCAACUUGGCUCAGAACUUCGUUGGAAGUAACAAUGUCAGUUUACUGCAGCCUAUUGGUCAGUUUGGUACUAGGCUUCAUGGUGGCAAGGAUGCCGCAAGUCCUCGUUACAUUUUCACUAUGCUAAGGUAAAAUUUUGUUCAACGCACAAGUGGAACUAGUCUUAUUUAAGUGGUACAGAUUGUCAGUGUAUAUUUGUGAUUGAUGGAGAUAGCUAAAGAUAACUAAAUGAGUAUUUCAAGCCACUUGCAACUUUUCAUGGAUUGUUGACAAAACUAUGUGAGCCUAAAUGUAAAAGUGGCUCGAUUUCUUUUUAGCUAAUUACAUUUCCAUUCCUUCCAUUUCCUAAUAUGUAGCGGUUAGGAAAAGUGAAUAGUUUGUGCACUGCAUUUCGUUUGAGACAAAGACCUCCUGUUUCCCCAAAGAAGAGACCUGCAUUUAAUAACUCUGGAACUCUUGACUUUCUGCUGUUUAAUGCUUAAACUCUGACUUCAGUGGGUGAAACGUGUUUUGGCAUUCGCACAUUGUAGCAGAGCACUGCGUAUAUAUCCACUGGGCAUAAGGCACCAAAAGUUUUUUGCAACUAAAUCCCAUUUUGCAGUCUGACUUUUCUUUUGCCAGAUUGUGCCCUUGAAGUUAGACAUAACAUACAUACAUACAUGCUGCAGCAGUUUUCCCAGUCCCCUCCCCCCCCCCGGCAUUUACUUGUUAAUAUCUUUAGCUCCUGGUGACACACUGGGACUUCGAGCCUAAACACUAAGCCAUUUGUUUUAAUUCUGGUGUGCUCACAGGUUGGCUCACAGAUGAGCUAGCAACAAAUGGCUUACUUCUCUAAAGUGAGAUUUCUUUUCCAACUGCUUUUUCCUGUGCCUUUAUAACUUGCUAGGGUUUGGGACCAGGUGCUGGAAUAAUAAUAAUAAUUUAUUAUUUAUACCCCGCCCAUCUGGCUGAGUUUCCCCACCCACUCUGGGCGGCUCCCAAUCAAGUGUUAAAAACAGUACAGCGUUAAAUAUUAAAAACUUCCCUGAACAGGGCUCCCUUCAGAUGCCUUUUAAAGAUAGGAUAGCUGCUUAUUUCCUUCACAUCUGAAGGGAGGGUGUUCCACAGGGUGGGCGCCACUGCCGAGAAGGCCCUCUGUCUGGUUCAAACCAUGGUAAAGCAAGACUGGGGUUGGGUUUGGACUUAACAUCAAACUAUAGUUAAAAUAUACAAUGGCUUCACGUUGUGGUUUGUUGGUGGAACAGAAAUUAUGUUUGUCUGCUGGGUUUUCCUACAAACCAUAAUUAGGCUAAGGAAAUCCUAGUUAAGUAUUACAGGCAAACCAGACCAACGAAUGAAGAGAGAAAAAGAUGAAAUGUUAUAGGAACAAGCACCAGUAAAAUGAUACUGAUUUCACUUUGAAUAACAUUUCCCAGAACUGUAGGAUUUGGAAUUAAAGAUUACUUUUUUAUCUGUCACAGGCUGCUUGCAUAAUAUCUCUGGUAUAUGUUUAGUAGGUGCAGUGACAGUGAGCUAUGGUAUCAAAGUAGUGUUCUGCUGUGAAAAUAUUGAGCUAAAAAUAUAUCCUGAAUGCUAAAACAAAUAUAACGAUGACAACUCAGAUGAUAAGCAGACAGAAAUCUUUGGUGUCUUCAUGAGCUGCUUUCAGUGAAGGUAGACGGUAUGGAACUAGAUAGGCCAGUGGCCUGAUUUGGUGUUAAGCAAAUUCCAGUUUAAGUGCACUUAAUACUAACGGAUUUCAAAGAGACGAAAAACAUUCUUUACUAUGCACAAGGCUGUACCUCAAAGUCUGUUUCAGAGGCUUCUUAUACAUGCACAGGCAUCCUGUUGAGUGCAUUAUUGUUUACUGAGAAUGCUGUGCAGUAUGUUAGAGGAACCAUGAUGCUCUCAGCUGGUGCAAUAAAAAGAACAGUUUAUAACUUAUUAACUUAAAAAACCCCUUUAUUUCCUUUCUCUUUAAAGCCCUUUAGCAAGGCUGCUUUUCCCUACAGUGGAUGAUAAUCUGCUUAAAUUCCUUUAUGAUGAUAACUUGCGUGUGGAGCCUGAAUGGUACAUUCCCAUAAUUCCCAUGGUCUUAGUAAAUGGUGCCGAGGGCAUCGGAACCGGAUGGGCAUGUAAAAUUCCAAACUACGAUACCAGAGAGAUUGUGAACAACGUCAGAAGAAUGCUGGACGGGUUGGACCCACAUCCUAUGGUAAUGAAAUGUUCACUGCAGACCAAUAUAUUAUAAUGCUUUCAUAAAGAAGACAAACUUGUGACUCCUCUCAUAUGCCUUUAUUUUAUUCUUAUUCCGUCUUGACAAAAUAUGGUAUUAUUGUGGAUGAAUUUGUUUUCUCAAAGAAAUUUUAAAAUUUGCAGAACUAAAAUGGAAGUUCUUUAGUCACCAAAUGAUUCAAUAAUUGGCCAUGAUCCAUGUUUAGCAAAGAUGUCCUCACAUAUAGGAAAGCUAGCAACUUUUCACUAGGUUUUCUCUAGAGUAACUUUCAGACUUGGAGUGGAAAGGUGAUACACAAAGGGGCACCUCUGCCGUUUCCACAGCUGUGGCUGCUAGAAAAAGGUGUAGCCACGAUGGCUGCCAUGAUUCAUCCUAACUUUUAACUGCUCCUUGUGGUACCUACAUGCAGCUUUGUACGGAGGAAUUGCUGGACUGGACUUGCCCACAGAAAUAAUGCUAUACUGCUAGUUUCUAGGUGGACAUCAUUUUAGUUUUAAAUGCCGAUAGAGCAUCACUCAAUAUUUUAGUUUCUUAGAAAUAAAGAAAACUUUACCAAGGCUUACUAGGGGGCAUGUUGCUAAUAUGUCAAAUAAUCCUUAACGUUACAGCUUCCAAACUACAAAAACUUCAAAGGAAUGAUCCAGGAACUUGGUCAGAACCAAUAUGUAGUGAGUGGGGAAAUAUUUGUGGUUGACAGGAACACAGUGGAAAUCACAGAGCUUCCAGUUCGAACAUGGACUCAGGUGAGUACUUUUAAGAUGAUUUUCGGUUUUGAACGUUUGUAAUUCCCCCCCCCCUUUUAAAUAACUAUUUCCCCUCCUUUUUAAAUGUCUGUAUAGGUUUACAAAGAACAGGUGUUAGAGCCGAUGCUGAAUGGAACGGAAAAAACACCAGCAUUAAUUUCAGAUUACAAGGAGUAUCACACUGAUACAACUGUGAAAUUUGUUGUGAAAAUGACCGAAGAAAAGCUUGCUCAGGCCGAGGCUGCUGGACUUCACAAAGUCUUUAAGCUUCAGACAAGUUUAACUUGUAAUUCUAUGGUAACUUUUCUAUAUGUUUGACUACCAGCACUAAUUGCACUUUAAUCAUUUUUCUGUUGCCGUGGCAGCAAUAUCUUCUGUAUACCAUGUGACUAAAAUGCCUCACUUCAUAUUUCCUUCGAUACAAAAAGCAAAAGGGGGCUAAUAGUAAUUUGAGGUGGUAAACCUUAACUUCAAAACUUUAUCAGACAAAUCUGGUGUAAAAAGUGUACUUUCCCCCCAUUAGUAAUAAUUUAUUUGUACCCCACCCAUCUGGCUGGGUUUCCACAGCACUCUGGGCGGCUUCCAACAAAAGAUUAAAAAUACAUUAAAACAGUCAUUAAAAACUUCCCUAAACAGGGCUGUCUUCAGAUGUCUUAUAAAUGUCAGAUAGUUGUUAAUUUCUUAGACAUCUGAUGUUAAGUACAGAUGGGUCUGAUAUCUGGUCAUUUAAAAAAUUGUACAACCUGCACAAUGCCUAUUCAGGUGAUCUUAGAAUAAAAACACUUUGACUCACUCAGCUGGUGAUUGGUCUAUAAUUUUAAAGAGAUUACUCAAGAUUUGAGAAUUCCAAACUCCUGGCAAAAUUGGGGGCUCUUAACUCUUUCAAUAUCUCCCUUUGAAAGUGGGUAUGGGAGUUCAAUUGCCAUUUGAAUUUGAAAAAAGAAUUGUAUCCUCAACACGUGUAGCUAAUUGCAUUCUGAUCACCUCAUUGUUUUCAACAGCAUGAAUUAUUUACAAACAAAUAGAAUGCUGAAUUGCAAGUCAAGCCAAAGUCCUUCUCUACUUGGAUAAUGAUUUUAAUAUGAAAUACUUGAAUUUGACAAAAAUUAAAAAUUCAUAUAUACUUGGCAUAAAGUCUGUUAAAUGCCCAGAAAAACUAUCAGUACCAGCUUAGUUAAAAUUUAUUUCAAAUAAAUAAAAUUGAAUCUGAAUUGAGAAUUCUUUAAAGGCUUGCUGUACUACCUUCACGUUAGUUGCAUGUGCAGUCAUAUAAAAUAUUCACAUAUCUUGUACGUACUUAACUAUAUGCAGUGUUGAAAUAAUCAAACAUUGGCUGGGAAGGGAAGACCUUCCAGGGUUAGAGACUGAAAGAAGAAAGGAAAGCUCCCAGGUGAGAAUUGGGAUAGUCCACAACUUUUCGUGUUAGGCAAGGGUUAAGAGUUACUUUUGAGAGAGGACCCUGAGUUUUCAUUUCUCUUUCUCUCUCUGUUUUUGUUUUUAUUUAGAUCAGUUUCUUUUAUUAUAUUACAAAAAAAGCUUUAAUAAAACCUUAUUUUUUAAAAAAGAAAGAAAGAAAAUAAACAUUUUAUAUUUGUGCAGGUGCUAUUUGAUCACAUGGGGUGUCUGAAGAAGUAUGAAACUGUGCAAGAUAUUCUGAAGGAAUUCUUUGACUUACGAUUAAACUACUACAGCUUGCGCAAGGAGUGGCUUGUAGGGAUGUUGGGGGCAGAAUCCACCAAGCUUAACAAUCAGGCUCGCUUUAUUCUAGAGAAAAUACAAGGGAAAAUUACCAUAGGUAAGAAACAUGUGAAAUUUAAAGUGCAUUAUGAAAUUGAUAAAGAUGUAAGUGAAGGAAAAUAGAAACAUAUACCAUUUUUAAAAAUUGUAAUUUGUUUUCUUUUGUUUCACGUAGAGAAUAAAUCAAAGAGAGAUUUGAUUCAAAUGUUAGUCCAGAGAGGCUAUGAAUCUGACCCGGUGAAAGCCUGGAAAGAAGCACAAGAAAAGGUAAACUAUUUAGGCGAUGAUCAAUUCCCUCUAACAUAUUUUUUAAGGAAAAUAUGUAACAAUAUUAAUCUUGGGCCUUUCCUUCUGUAUGAGCGGAUGUUUAGCUUAAAUUAGUCCCAAAUUAUGAGUAGUUAACUAAUUUAUACCAAUGCAAGCUAUACAUACAGCUUUGGCUGGAUGUUUAUUAUCUUAGAGAAAUUACAUUGUUGGCUUUGGUCUUUGCCACAUAGUUUAUGGAGCUGUACAGAAAUAGCAAACAGCUACUUCCUGGACUACAUGUCCCAUCAUCCCUGGCCGUUGACCAUGAUGGCUGGGGAGAAUGAGAGAUGUAGUAUGACAACAGUUGGAGAUUAUCCUUUCAGUACCUCAAGCUGAGUGGCAGAACUCCUUCUCCCAAUGAAAAUGCUCUGGCAAAGAAAUUAGCAAUUUCCAAAGAUGAAUGAGAUGUCUGUAGAAAAUCAUGUAAAUAAUUGUCUUCUGAUUAUGCCAAACUCUGCCUCCAUCUGCCACAAUUUCAUGAGUAACUCUGCUCCUAAAACAGGGGCAUUGUGUAACAGGUAGGCCACAGUAAUUUUCAAACAUUUCAGGUUAGAUUGUUUGAGAACCCACUGCUGUAUUGUAUAGAGAUUUGUGUAUUUCUAGCUGCAUAUCAUAGCAGCUUUGGAACUUUGUGUCCUGGGUACUAUGCUAUGAUUUUUUCCCCAUUUUAUUUAUUUAUUUUGCUGCUACCAGGAUUCCUUGAGCUUCCCCUCUGUAGAUCACCAGUGUUGUAGAAAUUGAACCUAAAUAAAAGACAAAGUCUUUAAGUAUCCCUUUGUAGCCGUAGGAUAUAUGAAUAGCAGCAUAACUAUUUUUAUUAUUAUUAUAGGCAGCAGAAGAGGAAGAAAUGCAGAACCUCAAUGAUGACAGUUCCGACUCUUCCGGAUCUACCUCAGGCCCAGAUUUCAACUACAUCUUAAAUAUGUCUUUGUGGUGUCUUACUAAAGAGAAAGUAGAAGAAAUCAUUAAGCAGCGGGACACAAAAGUAGGUAUCUUUCAGAGUUCCUGACCUGAAAGUACUUUCUAGUCUGAUGUAUGUGCAGCUGCAUUCUAAAUUCUAAAAUUUAUCCCCCCAAACCCAAACUUGUGUCUCAGAAUUUGCUCAUUGGUUUCACCAUUACAAUGCUAUUGAUCAAACAUAUGUAUAUAAAAGGUAAUAUGUACAGAUCUUUGCAUGAGGAUUACUGUAUAGUCACUGUCCUAGUUUUGUUUCAUUAACACUUGCUUAUCUUGGAUGUUCAGAAUAUGUUUGUUCAAAAAUCCUUUCUGUAUUUGUCACCUUGAAGGGAAAGGAUCUCGCUGACCUCAAGAGAAAAUCUCCUUCAGACCUUUGGAAAGAAGAUUUAGCAGCCUUUGUAGAAGAGCUUGAUGUAUGUACAGCACCAAGGAUUAAUGUUUCAGUUUCAGUUUGUCAACAUAGUUUUUGUUUCAGCAAGUAGUCUAGCAAAACUGUUGUUUUUUAAUAUAUCAAAGUCUGUUGGCAGAAGAGGUGAAAUGAGGAUCUGUGUAAUUUUACACUUCAGAGCUAUACAUUUGCUGCAGCUGUUACUAUGGCAGAAAACCCAGAAUCCAGGGGGUUUCACCAGUCCGUAGGUUUUGCAUUUGAGUUCAGCAUGUUUAGCUUUGAGCGUCUAUAAUUGUUUAUUUAUUGCCCAAUUUUCCUACAUACUUGUUUCGUAACGUGGUCUACCCAUGUUUCUUGGCAAAGACAUUACAUGCAUAAUACUUCUCUUUUAAAAGCUUUUGACUGGUUCUCAAAUUGAAGAGGAAUUACAUAGAUCCCCUCAAAGACUGACAAAUAGUUAAUAAUAAUAUUUCAUCUGCUUUACAUAAGGCUUUGUCCAAAAUUACUCAGAUGUAUUACUCAAACAUUCCUUAGGAUUAGUAGUUAGUAUUGCCUGUCUUGAAUGAUGUAAUGCAGUUAUAGCAUUAUUUUAACCUCUUAACGUUUUUAUACUCUCUCUUUUUUAAGCAGACAUAGAUUUUCUAUAUGUAGUAGCAAUAGUUCCUCUUUGGAGAUGUUUAUAUUUUUCUUUCAUUUGCGUUUAUUUUUAGAAAGUAGAAGCACAGGAAAGAGAAGAUGUCCUGUCUGGCAUGACAGCAAAACCUAUUAAAGGCAAAGUUGGUAAGCCCAAGAUGAAGAAACUUCACUUAGAAGAGACGAUGCCAUCGCCAUUUGGUAGGAGAAUAGUUCCACAGAUUACAUCUGCUAUGAAAGCUGAUGCCAGUAAGAAACUGCUAAAAAAGAAGAAGGCAAGUCAAUACCUCUUGUUCCUGAUUCUUCUAUAUUAUUUUUUUUUGUACAAUUUAUACCCUGCUUUUUAUAUCAAACAUACUCAAGGCAGCUUAAAGACAAUUACAGAAAUGCUAAAUAAACACAUAAAUUUAAAACACCAACAGCAAUAAAUGUAAUAUGAUUUAAAAGCAUUGGUAAAGCAAAAGUAAAUUAAGAGGAAAAAACUUAAAAUGCCCAUGGUGCCUGUCUUCAGUGCCCAUCUAGAAGUGGACACCUUAGCAACUAAGGAGCCAGACAUCCCUGUCAAGGGGAGCUGUUCCAAAUUUUGGGCACUACAAUCAAAAACACCCUAUGUCUCAUGUUGGCCCAUUGACACAUUGGCUAAAAGGGACACAGAGAAAAGGUCUUGAAGACUGAAUUAAGUGACUUGGACAGGUUCAUAUGGGAGGAGGCAAUUCUUGAUAAAGCCCUGAAUGGCCUGGGAUCAGGGUAUAAAGAUCAAACCAGAACUUUGCCAGUUUGUUUCUGGAAUCCAUUCAGUCACUGAAGCUGGUAGAUGAUUAACAUAAAAUGAUCAAGUCUGGUAACCUCAGGCAAAACACGGGCAGCUGCCUUGUCCAAUUGAAGUUUGCAGACUUCAAGGGCAGUUGUGACCUGGGGGAGUCCUAAGGACCAGAUAGAGAGCCCUGCAGGAAUUGAAGUUCCUAGAAGCACUCUGGAAUAUUGUAUCAGCUCAGCAAACUUUAUUACACCCAGCCAUUACAUUGACCUUAAUUAGUUUGGUUAAAUUUCCAGGGAGAACUGGAUACUCUAGCAAUAAAACUGGAAUUUGAUGAAGAGUUUGGUGGCAUACCAGUGGAAGGUGCUGGUGAAGAUUCGCUUAAUACCUCUGUCCCAGUGGCUAGCCCAGUGGCCAGCCCAGUGGCCAAAACACCUAAGCCCAAGAGAGAGAAGAAAGAGCCUGGUAAGUAAACAGAGAGUGACUUUGGAUGUCACAAAGAAGCAUUACUAGCUGAAUUCAUGUAUAUCAGAAGGAAAGCUCAUGUGGAGCAAUUGAGUGGGGUCUAGAUUCACAGUGCCUUAUUCCAAGAAUCAUCAUCAGCCAAAUACUCAGUGUGCAGAACUGCUCUGUAAUGCCUGAAGCAAUAGCACAUAGAUAUGCUGCAGAUAUAGAUAUAGACAUAUAUAUGAUGGUUUUUUUAAAAAAAGAACUGCACAUCUCAGUGUGCAGCUACUUUCUGGGUACCCAGAGUUUUCCUCUCUUCACGGCUGCCAAAGACUUUGGGUUUAAGAAGCUGCUCUGUAUUUUGGCAGUCUUCUCUGAAAGAACUUGAACAAGCGCAUGGUUUAGAUUGGUUGGGACUAUGUGCUCAAGUCAAAGGGACCCAUGUUAAGUGGUCUCCAUGGUUCUCAGGGAAGCAUUGAUACUGAUUAGUGUGGCUUAUUUGUUGCUCUGCCCUUUGGUUAAUAGACUCGUGAAAGGUGUGAAUUGCCCAGGUGUUUUGCCAAAUGCAAUAGUUCUUUUGGAUUCAGUGAAGAGCAAAGGGGACAAGUUUCCUGUAGAUAUCUUACCAUUUUAUAUGACAUGAUUUUCAAAACUGGCAUCCUGCAUUUUGUAUUGGGAGUGCUUAAUGAGGUAAUGUGUUUCAACAUAAUUAACCUGGAAAAUGAAAAUGCUUUAAUGCAGAUUAUUAAAAAAACUGUGUAAGGAGUACGUAUAAUAAAAGAUUCUUUACUGUACUGAGAAUUAAAUUUUAUUCUAGGCCCUAGGGUGAGAAGAACACCGUCUUCCGCCACAAAGUCCAGUGCGAAGAAAGUGAAGAAACGGAACCCGUGGUCAGAUGAUGAAUCUAAAUCUGAAAGUGACUUGGAGGAAAAUGAACCUGUGAUUAUUCCAAGAGACUCGUUACUUAGAAGAGCUGCAGGUAAUAAUGAAAAUGUGUUUUUCAGUUUAUGUGCAGAAUGCAAUGAGAGCCUUCUAGAGCUAUUUAGCUAAAGGGGGGGGGGGUUACUGCUCCUUUCAAGGGAUACUUGCCCGCUGUACCUGCUUGCAUGCACAGGGUUUCCACUGGAUAUACCUUCACGAAGGCUCACCAUAAUUUUCUCCUUGCAAUGUACGGUAUUGCACAACAGAUGACUGUUUGGGCAUCAUGCAAACCAUGGGGUAUGAGCCGCAGCCUUAGGUUUGACUCUCCUCCCUCUCAAAAGCCAGCUUCGUAACCUAUGGUUUCAAACAAACCACAGCUAAAAUUAACCACAGUUUAUUGGGUGGUUGACAGAAGUAAAAGCUUCCAAAUUCAUCUUCACAGCUUAUGCUCAAGGAGAAAAGUGUACAAGCCUAAAGCUUGCUGUGGUGUAUUAUUUCCAUGAUUACCUGUGGUUUAUCACGGCAUCAAAAUGUACCCUAUAUUUUGCAUAGCUUUGGUCUCAGGAUACAAACUACGGACUUUUUAAAACAGAUGUUUAAAGGUAGGUGACCCACUGAAUGAUUAAUUGGGUAAAAUUAGCCAGGGAAUUCAAGCCAAACAUGCAGAAACAAGUCUCCCCACCCCCACCCGGGAAACAUGCUUUCACUGGCAGGAUUAAGAGAAAAUAGGUGUAAUGCAAGCUGGUUAAAACUUCAGAUGCCAAGGACCAAAGCGAAUAUCACUCAUCCCAUAGAGACAAUUAUCUUUGAUAAUAGAUGCUCAGUGGGCAAGAUACUGACACUUCCUCAUCCUGGCACUUGGCAAGGCUAUGAUUUUGAGUGAAUCUUAUUACCUCCCUGUUAUAAGUGUGUACACACAUAUACAGAAUCCGUAAUUUUAUUUGUAUGCUGCCAUAGUUAAAAUGAUGCUUAAGGCAGUUUACAACAUGAGAAAAAUACAUAAUUAAAAGCAUAACAAAAGUAGUCAUAAACAAUCAAUAAAAUAUCAAAAAAGCACACAAACAAAUUGAACAGUUUCCACAUAAAUCUAAGAUCUAAAAUAAAGAUGCAAAAAAUAUCAAUAACAGCAACAAACUACCCCCACCUCUGCAACACCCCAGUCUAAGAGUCUGUUCAGCAGCGACUUACUUUCGUAGGUGGAGUCAGCCGCACCCUCCCAGCCAGGUGGAAAAAUGCCUACAAGGCAGGGAGCAGGUAUUCCAGGACUCAGCCAAUACAGGGUGUGUGUGAGUGUGUGUGUACUCUUAAGCUUGAUUUUCAAGAUGGCUUACAAUUUGAUUAAAUUGCAAAAGCAACUCGCACAAAAAAGUGUCAAAACCCAAAAGAAAGCAAUAGCAGAAAACAAAAUAGUCAUCAACAGCAUUAAAUUCCAUGUAAAACCACUAACAGAAAAUAUACUCAUGGGAUUCAAAACCCCACUAAAAGCCUUUAUAGAUUACAGUGGUUUUAGCCUGUGUCUAAAAACAGAAGUGGUUUUUCAGGGGGCCAUUAUGGAGGUGCUUUCUUGCCACCAGGUGCAACAAAAUGAAUGGCAAGUUAAUACUACUACUACUACUACUACUACCAUUUAUUUAUUUAUUUAUUUAUACAUACAUACAUACAUACAUACAUACAUACCCUGCCCAUCUGGCUGGCUUUCCCCAGCCACUCUGGGCGGCUUCCAACAAAGAUUAAAAAUACAUUAAAACAGUCAUUAAAAACUUCCCUAAACAGGGCUGCCUUCAGCACAAAACUACUUAUUGUUUGUCUGAGUUUUAUUUUUCUUCACAUGCGUUCUGGUGCCCUGGGCAGAAAAUGCCUAUCUCACCCUGGCAACUAGCAAAACCUGUUUUAAAGAGGCAAAUCACAUUUUAUUAACCCAAAUAUCAAGCUUAUUGAAGGUGGAAGUGAUUUGAGGGAGUGGUCUCUGUCCCUUUACUGUAAAUUGGCCUAGGCUAAAACCUGAUUGGAUAGUCAAAAAAUCAUCUCACUAGCAAUUGGCCAGCAGUUAAAGCACACCAUUGGUUUAGAGCGCUAUCCAGAGCAGUUGAAGCAACACCCAGCUAGAUCAAUUAACCCAAAGGAAUAAAGAAGACAAAUAAGCCAAUGCUAGGAGAGGAAGCACCAGAAACUAAAGUGGUGCUGACAGAGUUAGAUGCACAACCCUCAAGCCCUCGACCCCUUACAGUCCUUUGCAAACUGAUGCAACAAUUAUGAAAUAUUACUAUUUCGUUUUAUAUACCGCCAUUUAUCAAAAGAUCUCAGGGUGUUGUACAUUAGAAACACGAUACAAAACAUCCAUGAUAAAAACAGUAAAAAGCAUAUUGAUGGAUGGCCUAAUAGUAAAAUGAUAAUAACAACAGUCCCGUCCCCCCACUUUCACAGGCCAUAGAUUAUUUAAUAGCCAUAGGUCUUGGUAAAGAGGAAUGCUUUUGUCUGGUGUCUAAAGACAUGUGGUGAUGGCGCCAGGCAAACCUCUCUGGGGAGACCAUUCCACAAUCGGGGAGCAUAGAGAAGGGCCUCAGAUGACAAGCGCAGGGUCUGGAUCGGUUUGUAUGAGGAGAGAUGGUGCUUUUUGCAAAAGAUGGAUGACACAGUUCCAUCAAGGAAUGUUUGCUUAGUUUUGCAUGUCCGUUUACUAGAGAGCUUUCUGGUAGCUUUCCUUUAGAGGAGAUUGCAGUGUAGUUCAUUUCUUUGUUGUUUACAGAUCAUUAGUGUCUCCCUAUGGAUGGGCUGCUAGUCUUUAUUCCUUAUGGGAAAAGUUACUUGUUCAUCUUUCUCUAAGCUGCCAUACCCUCCACGUUUUGUCGUUUUCAUAAGGUAUGCACGGUAUCUUGCAUCAGACACUUUAGGGUUGACAUUUCCUAGAAUGUGCAGUGUAGAAAUUCACAAAUAAAUAUUGAUACCAUUAUCUGUCUUCACAGCUGAAAGGCCGAAGUACACCUUUGAUUUCUCGGAAGAGGAAGAUGAUGGUGAGGGUGACGAAGAUGCUAACAAUAAUAAUGAUCUAGAUGAACUGAAAAUAAAAACAUCUCCCAUCAUCAAUGACAGAGAAGAUGAAUUUGAGCCCUCGGAUGGUCUAGAAAAGGAUGAAUAUGACUUCUCCCCAGUCAAAUCAAAACCUUCUCCAGAGUAAGUGCAGUAACUUCAGGAAAGUGUGUCUGAGAAAUAUGCAAGAACAAAUCUACCUGUUUGAAGAAGUGGCCAGUCCUCCCUGGUGUGCUUAUCUUAGCCUUAUUGUCCUUUGAAAUGUGAAGAUACAUGCCAUUGAGGCACUCUUUGAUAAAAAUCCUUAGACCAGGCACAAGCCACCUUGGUGCUGUUCAGAUGUUUUAGGCUACAACCCCCAUCAACCCCACUCACCAUGGCCAGUGAUCACAGAUUAUGGGAGUUGUAGUCCACAACAUGUGGACGACCCACUUUGCCUUAAAAACUUGGAUUCUCAUCUGUACCUAUUAAUAUGUGUUUUCUGUAGAAUAGCCCAGUAUUGCACUAUUAAUACCCAACAGCCAACUACUGUGGCUUGUCAGGUGCUUGACAACUCCUGUCCCCAUUUAGGCAUGUCUUAAAAAAGGUGUGCCUUGGAUUUGGAUGAAUCCCAAAUACCACCUCUCUCAUGGCUGCAAUUUUCAGGCCAGCUGCCCCCCAAAUGGUAGGAGAGAUUAAGUGAUUCACACCCCAGAACUGUGACCAUUGCUCUUGAGAAAAAACAACAACUGUAGCUAUCUUGAAAUUUUAGCAAGAUUCAAGCCAUCAGAAGGAGAGAAACCUUGCCUGCAAAUUUAAUAUAAUUCUGGCCAAAAAUAAAAAAAAGGUUUCUUUCUUUGGUUGUAAUGGUGGGGGAGCGGGGAGAGAUAGAGAGAUACAAUUCAGGUGCGAACAGCACCCAAGCCUUUGGAUCUAGUUUAGUUUUCCCAUUACUGAAUGGGGUGGGCAAGGGUUCAGUAAUUUCAGUCCCCAAGCUGAAUCAGAUAGUGCUUAUGAAUUGGUACAAGUGGUGAAUCAGGGUCCAUGACUGGUAACCUGCACUGGGCUUACAUGUUUGCAGAUUGUGCAGAUUCUGCCCUUGUAAAAGUAACUAAUGGUUAAUGCAAACUAAUGGUUUGCAUGGUGCAAGAGAUACUUAAGUUUUCAUUUUUAUAACAGGAAGAUUUCCCCAGAGAAGACUAAUCAAGACUUUGGCAACCUCUUCACCUUUCCUUCUUAUUCCCGAAAAGCCAAUAUUGGUAGGUAUAUAUAUAUAUAUGUUAAUAUAGUGAGUAUUUCUGAUAUAUCUACAAAGAUAGCUAUGUGCUUGGAAUAUAUGAAUUCCUUAGGUCUGCCUCAAAUUGCAUACCUCAAGGAGUGAUCAUUUUCCAGUCAGGCAGUCAGCCGCCAAGAUUUCAAAACUUUGAAUUGUACGAGCAUUAAGGAAGCAAAAGAUGUUUAGUAUGCAAUGUGCUAGUCUUGUUCCCAAAAAGCUUAGAAGCUGUCUGAAAAAGCUCUGCCACUGUGCUCAUUCCAGAUGCCAACCCCCUCACAGAACCCAUGUCCCGGAAAAUGGUAGGUCUGCCCUGUUGUGGUCUAUCCCUGAGAUGUAACAAGCUGUAAAAAAGUUGCUAGAUUUUAAGAAGACCAGGACAGUGCUGUAUAAACUACACGAUGCUUCAACUUGUUCUGUGAACCUCUCUGAGACCUCUGGGAUAUAGGGUGGUAUAUAAAUUCAGUAAAUAAUAAUAAUAAUAAUAAUAAUAAUGAUAAAAAAUAACUUGCACUGGUUUCUCAGUGAGACAACUUGGUGUGCAAUCCAGUGCUGAGCAAGCCGACCACUUCUCCCCAUUAAGUACCCAUCCAUUAUCUGCCACUGUGGGGGUCAGGAAGGAGUCACCCAUACAAAGGCACAAACUUUGUAAUCUUCGAAUUAAGUGAAUGCUGGUAAGCUUGAAUGGGAGGUAGCAUAUUUCAAACAUUGUUUAAGAUCUUAUGUGUGUGUGUGUGUGUGGAGGGGGUAAGUUUAAUUUUAAUGUGAGGAAGUAGAGAGUGUUCCUAUAUUUAGCCUAACUGUGAAAAGGGUGAUGACAUGACAUGUUAAAACCUUUUAUUUAGAUACAUCCAAGUUUGACAGUGAUGACGAAGAUUCAACACCAGUCUUCUCCUCCUCUUUUACUCAGAAACAGACAGAGAAACCUCCAAGUAAAGUGGUAGUUGCUAAAAAAGGCAAGUAUUUGGAUUUGCUGGUUAGCUUGCUCAUUUAAAAUAUGCUCUAUUGUGUUGCAGCAAAAGAAGUAGUAGCAUUAAGGUAAAGGUAAAGGUACCCCUGCCCGUACGGGCCAGUCGUAUCCGACUCUAGGGUUGUGCGCUCAUCUCGCUCAAGAGGCCGGGAGCCAGCGCUGUCCGAAGACACUUCCGGGUCAUGUGGCCAGCGUGACGAAGCUGCAGCUGGUGAGCCAGCACCCGUGCCGCACACAGAAACGCCGUUUACCUUCCCGCUAUAAAGCGGUACCUAUUUAUCUACUUGCACUUAGGGGUGCUUUCGAACUGCUAGGUGGGCAGGAGCUGGGACCGAACGACGGGAGCUCACCCCGCCACGGGGAUUCGAACCGCCGACCUUACGAUCGGCAAGUCCUAGGCACUGAGGUUUUACCCACAGCGCCACCCGCGUCCCAGUAGCAUUAACUAGAGCCAAAUUAAUAUCAUGGCAAGCCAUGACCUGAAUACUACAGUCAUACUUCGGAUUGAAGUAGCUUCGGGAUAAGUAUUUUCGGGUUGCAUGCUGUGGCGACCCGGAAGUAACUGACCGUGUUACUUCCGGGUUUCGCCGCUCGCACAUGCGCAGACGGUCAAAAUGACAUCACGCACAUGCACGGAAGCGGCAAAUCACGACACGCACGGACGCGGGUUGCGUUUGCUUCUGGAUGUGAACGGGGCUCCGGAACGGAUCCCGUUCGCAUCCAGAGGUACCACUGUAUUCUUUAAGCAUCAGUGCCAAAGCCUUUUAGUUCCAUAAUCCACCUAUAAAUAUAUUGGGGGUUUUGGGGGGGGGGGAUACCUUUGGUCCACUUAGCUUCAAACUGUCUACCCUGACUGGUAAGGUCUGUCUACUGUCUCAAGCUGAGGGUCUUCCCCUGUUUUGCUACCCUUCAGACUGCAGGUGGCAGAGACUAAAUAGACAGGGGUCAGCAAGCUUUUUCAGCAGGGGCCAGUCCACUGUUCCUCAGACCUUGUGGGGGGCUGGAGUAUAUUUUGGAAAAAAAUAAUGAACGAAUUCCUGUGCCCCACAAAUAACCCAGAGAUGCAUUUGAAAUAAAAGGACACAUUCUACUCAUGUAAAAACUCGCUGAUUGUCCGUGGGCUGAAUUUAGAAGGCGAUUGGGCCAGAUCCAGCCCCCGGGCAUUAGUUUACCUACCCAUGGAAUAGGAUUUUCUGGCUGCCAAGUCCUUUAAUGUUCAUAGUAUUAUUAAUUAAAUAUGUUAAUAUGUUUUUUAAUAGACAGCUAAGAAAAUAUAUACCUUUCAGUCUGAAAAAAAAUUCACCAAGGUACAGUGGUACCUUGGGUUACAUACGCUUCAGGUUACAGACUCCACUAACCCAGAAAUAGUACCUCGGGUUAAGAACUUUGCUUCAGGGUGAGAACAGAAAUCGUGCAGCAGCAGCGGGAGGCCCCAUUAGCUAAAGUGGUGUUUCAGGUUAAGAACAGUUUCAGGUUAAGAACGGACCUCUGGAACAAAUUAAGUACUUAACCCGAGGUACCACUGUAUUUAAAACUACUUAGUAGAGAUAUCCAUGAUUUCACUUCUUUGGACGUAGCAAGUUUUUCUUCUUACCUCCUUUUUGGAGAAUGAGUGAAAUGCAGUUCCAGCAUGAAAGGAUAACUGCCUGCUGUCUACAUUUAUGGAUAAUGAACCUUCACCCUUUGAAAGUACAGCAGUUGCAUGUGGUGAGAGUCCCAUGGACAUAUAUUGCCUCCGCAAAGCCCUGCUUCACUGUUACAUUCUCCCACUUCAGCCUAAACUAAGAUUACGGGAAACCUGAAAGACUGAAGCAAAAUAUGGGAGUCAGACGCCCACUGCCUAUUCUACGUAAACUUUGCCUGUGCUAAGGGGAAGGGGAAGAAGAUCAAGGAGAAACUUGUCUACAUAUUUUCUUCUCGUUGUUGUUAAUAUUAGCACAAUUCUUCCGUAGUGCUCCAAUAUUUUUUUAAAAAGAUAAAUCCAUAGUAUCACAGAGGGAUAAUGUUAAUCAUAACAAAAUACGCAACAGAACCCCGGGCACUAAUACUUAUAAUGUAUAUUACUAAAACGAUAUUCUAUAUUACCAGAAGGGUAUUGCAUCCCAUUUCUGAAUUUCACUAAUAUUUCCUAUAAUAAAUCAAGCAUACCUACAUCUGUUUUCCAAAAUUCAUCUACAUAUGAGUUGUGUAAAAAAAAAAAAAAUCAAAUCUGGAAUUUAGUUUUCAACACACAAUAUAACACUUCAAGAAGCACUGCAAUUACUCUUCUGUAUAUAUUAAAAUCGGAAGCAGAAAAUACUGAUGUACAGUUAAUUGCUAAUAGGGGCAGAGUUACAUGUUGCUCAGAUUUGAAAAAACGGUUGCAGAAGAUAUGGGACUGAUACCAGGAAAGAAUAUCAAAUAAUCAGCAAGACAGAUCCAUAGAAAGAUGGGCAUUUUAAUUAACUUUUGGAAUAUUCCAGAUAGCAUAGUCCUGUGUAAUUCUUUCCCACCCACAUGAUUUUGCAUCAAAUCUUCUUUAACAAAGUCAGAUUUCUAAUCCUUUCCUCCUUGUUGAACAAAGCAAGUAAGUUUGUGGGUGGCUGGGACUGCAAUGAACACAAAGGAUAUCUGAACCCACACAUGCAGAAAAUCACAAGUCAUUCUUGAGCCUUUAAAAGUGAAAAAUAAAACGUAGGGAAGAAACAGAGCAUUUCUUUGUAGGGGCUCUGCGUACUUGUAGGGAGAAUCUGUUGUACUCAUGGUAAUGUAGUAUUUCUUAAUAUAAUUAGCAGCAAAACUGCCGGCGGAUGUGCCCUCUAAACCGAAAAGACCUCCUAAGCCCAAGAAGAUGGAAAUAAUAAACUCUGAUUCAGAACCUGAAUUCGGCAUCCCAAAGAAGGCUGCAACUCCCAAAGGUAACAGUUUGGAUGUUGCCUAUUUUCACUUGAUGUAGCAAUGUGUGAGUAGGGAAUAACAAUUAUUUUUUUCUUCAUCUCGGAAUGAAGAUCGUUUAAUUGGAAUGAAGCAGGGGUGGAGUGCAAAUGAGCUGCUGCACUUCUUUCCAGUUUUUGCUGUUAACUGACUUUUUAGCAAGAUGUACAUUAUCUGGCUGUGGGUGCAGGUCACACAUAUCAUGCCCUUGUGGAGGCUUGCCUUUCUUCACACUGGCAGUGUGAAGAGAGGAUGCACGAAGCUGCUUUGAGGAUGGGACGGAAUAUACUCAGGAUGUGGAAUCAGAUUCAGGGCUUAUGAUAGCCUAGCUGGAGAGUCACAUUCACACAAACUGUUAUGUAGUAUCACAAACCCUUAAAGGUAAAGGUAAAGGGACCCCUGACCAUUAGGUCCAGUCGUGGCCGACUCUGGGGUUGCGGUGCUCAUCUCGCUUUAUUGGCCGAGGAAGCCGGUGUGCAGCUUCCGGGUCAUGUGGCCAGCAUGACUAAGCCGCUUCUGGUGAACCAGAGCAGCACAUGGAAACGCUGUUUACCUUUCCGCCGGAGCGGUACCUAUUUAUCUACUUGCACUGGCAUGCUUUUGAACUGCUAGGUUGGCAGGAGCAGGGACCAAGCAACGGGAGCUCACCCCGUCGUGGGGAUUCGAACCACAACCUUCCGAUCAGCAAGCCCAAGAGGCUCAGUGGUUUAACCCACAGCGCCACCCGCUUCCCAGACCUUUAGCAGACCUUAAAUCUUGUGUUCAACUGUUGUCGUCAAGAGAACAAAAAUACACUUUAAAGAGAAAGUAUUUUUUUUAAAUGGAAGAGUUUGUGAACUGCAAGGCACACUGUGCUAUUACUAUAAACUUUAUAGUGAACACAAUGCUUUUCUUUCUGUGAAUGCAGCUGUGUCCGUAGCCCUUACUGAGCAUGAAAGCCCAUGAAGUUAUGCUAAAGCAAGAGUGGGGAACCUUUGUUUCCAGAUGUUGCUGGACUACAACUCCCAUCAGCCCUAGCAAACAUGGAUAGUGGCUAGGGAUGAUGGGUGUUGUAGUUCAGCAACAUCUGGCACCUGAAAGGUUCCCAACUCUUGUGCUAAGUGGUGAAUUGUAAUAAUUAAAUCAGUCCACAAAUGGUGAAUGAACAUUUAACAAUGGCAAGUGAUUUUGUAAUUGUAAUCAGUCAGCAAAAAGAAAGGGAAGUUUCAUGUAACUAUUGGUUGUCUUAGCAAUCAAAGGAUUACUUCUUCCGCAGUUCUUUAGUCCCAAAAAUGAGACUCCUGUGAAAUGAAAUAGAAUUUGAGUUCCAUAAUUAAUGUCUUGUUUGAUGAUGAUAGAAGAUACUGAGCUGCUAAAUUGGUAGCAUUAGCUUUCAUUUUGCACUAGUACAAAGGUUUGGGUUGUGGAAAUUUGGGUCUGACGUUUCUGGAAGAGGCAAAAGAAUGUGCUGCAUUUCUUUUGAUGCUCAGGUAUGGAGCAUGUAUUGGGAAGUAUUUUUAAUACCUUUAUUUUUGUAGAGGAAUUUCAGUUCUAAUGUGUUUUAUUAAUACACAUAAACAAAUUCCUGUAGAGAAUCAUAGGUCAAAAAAUUCCGCUUGAUUCAAUCUAUUCUACUAAAACUGUCAAAUAACUUUGAGAUAAUCCAGUUUGCUAUUAUGAAACAUAUAAAUAACUGUUGCAUAUAUAUUUUCUUUAAUGUUUUAGUAGGAAAAGGCAGAGGAGCAAAGAAAAGGAAAGCAUCUGGUUCUGAAAAUGAAGGUGAAUAUAACCCAGGGAAGAAAACACCCAAGUCUACGCCAAGCAAGGUAAAUUCAGCACCAACAAGUUAUUCUGACUUGUAUUAUUUCUAUUCCAACAACAUAAACAUUCUCUUCCUGGAGAAUACAAUAGUCAGUUUGAAGGUUAAUAAUAAUAAUUUAAAAUUUCUGCCGGCAAACACCAACACAUUAAUACAAAACAUUUAAAAACAAUUACAAACCCUAACACCUAAUAACCUUAAGGUUUCCAGGGACAGUAUCUUUCAGCCAUCAAAUUCCUGAGUCAACAGGAAUGUUUAAAGUUCUUCCUGAACAUUACUAAAGAGAGAGAUGGAUGCAGGGAGGACAGUUCCACAAAUGGGGAACUAUCACAGAGAACACCCUUUCAUGGAUCAGUGCCAACAGUGCCAUCCUCAACAGGGUCUCCCUUGCCGGUUGUAGAGCUGGAGAUAAGGGAUGUGCUCUUAGGUGCUUGUGUCCCAAGCUGUUUAUGACUUCAUAUGCUAGUACUAACACCUUGAAUUGGGCCUGGUAGCUCACUGGCAGACAAUGCAAUGCUCUCAGAAGUGAAGACACAUGUGUCUCAUCAAGCUGCUCCUUUACCAGCCUAGCGGACAUAUUCUUGAAAGACCUACAUUGGCUCCCAGUAUGUUUCCGAGCACAAUUCAAAGUGUUGGCGCUGACCUUUAAAGCCCUAAACGGCCUCGACCCAGUAUACCUGAAGCAGCAUCUCCACCGCCAUCGUUCAGCCCGGACACUGAGGUCCAGCUCCGAGGGCCUUCUGGCGGUUCCCUCACUGCGAAAAGCCAAGUUACAGGGGACCAGGCAGAGGGCCUUCUUGGUAGGGGCACCCGCCCAUCAGAAGUCAAGGAAAUAAACAACUACCUGACUUUUAGAAGACAUCUGAAGGCAGCCCUGUUUAGGAAAGUUUUUAAUGACUAAUGUUUUAAUAUAUUUUUAAUCUUUUGUUGGGGAAACCCAGCCAGAUGGGCGGGGUAUGUAAUAAAUAAUUAUUAUUCUGCAGUAGCUGCAAUGUGCGGUCUUUGAGGUAAUGUCUAUGUGGAGUCCAUUACAGUAGGCCAGGCAGGAGCAUGGACAAAGACUCUCCUCCUGGGAGUAGUUGUGGUUGGGAGCCCGAGCUCCGCCUCUAGCAGGGGGCGUUAGCCCCCUGCUUCCCACUCACCUGGCUGGCGCCCACGCCCAUCGGCAGGCACCCAAGCAGGUGCCUCUGAGGGGGCGUGUACAGCAGCCUAAAUGCUGCGGCGCCAGCCCCUCCUCGGCCUCACUCUUCGUCGUCCCGUCGCGAGUCAGGAUCGUCUUCUUAGCUGCAGGAACCAGGGAAGUAUUGCGGGGCUUAGAUUUGGGCGAGCGCGUAUUUUGCUUUGCUUCUGGCCGGCUGUUUUAUUCUCUUAGAGCUUGAUUUCGUUAUUGCAGUACGGACUUACUUUAUCCUUGUUUGCCGACGUUCGCGUUAGUAACUGUUAGUAACUUUGAGGUAAUGUCUAUGUAGAGUCCAUUACAGUAGGCCAGGCAGGAGCAUGGACAACUAGGCCAGACUGUCGCAGUGCAGGAAUUGCUGUAGCUGGCAAACUGGGCUAAGUCACAGAAACUGCUUUGAGAAACCAGGAGUACUCCUAGACUACAAGCACAUGUAUGUUGAAGAUUUUGGUUGCCUUAAGCAGGGAUUUUAGAUAACAGUUAAAGUAUCGAAUCAAUGUUAAAAGAACAAUUCAUGUGUGGUCUUCACUAACUGUAAAAAAAUAAAUAAAAAUCCUUAUCAAACAGAAACCGAAGAAAGCCUCCUUUGAUCAGGACUCAGAUGUAGACAUCUUCCCCUCAGAGUUUGCCUCUGAAGCAGCCUCCAGGCCGCGGACUGGACGGGCGAGAAAAGAAGUGAAAUAUUUUGCAGAGUCUGAUGAAGAUGACGAUUUUGCGAUGUUUAAUUAAGUGCCCAAAGAGCACACAAACUUCCAACAAAUAUCUUAUGUUGUCCUUUUGUCCCUUUUUGUCGCAGACUUUUUGUACAUUUGACUUAUUUUAUGUGAUGAUGUAAUUGAUGGUUUUUUCUUAUUGUGCGUAGGCAUUUUAACAUUUUGUUCUUACACCGACAGUUUUAUGCUCUUUUUUACUCAUUGAAAUGUCAUGUAUUUGUCUGACCGGCUUGUAGAAAUGUUCUAGGGAGCUGUGCAAAAGCACACAUUUUAACUGUCAUGGUUGCAAACUGCAAACCUGCUUUUUGAAAUGAAGUUUAAACAUUAAAAAAAAUUAUAAAAACCA
Podarcis lilfordi (Lilford's wall lizard) is the source of this 45871-nucleotide messenger RNA. The record is from the annotation of a GenBank genome assembly. Lineage: Eukaryota; Metazoa; Chordata; Lepidosauria; Squamata; Lacertidae.